Molecule: messenger RNA, 78372 nt
Organism: Pelobates cultripes (western spadefoot toad)
Lineage: Eukaryota; Metazoa; Chordata; Amphibia; Anura; Pelobatidae
Source: the annotation of a GenBank genome assembly
AUGGAAAUUUGUGAAACUGGGGCUUUUGAAGUGUGUAAAUCUUCAGCUGUUCAAUCAACUGCUUCUGCCUGUUUGCCUGCUGUCCAACAAAGCACCAAUGUGGUGCAGCCUUUCAUUUUUUCCGCUGCCCUAAUCCAUGGAGGGAAGACUGAUUCUUCUGACUUCUGUGCUAGUGAAACGCAUCUGAACACCAAAAUGCAAUCCUUUGGCACACCCAAGUCUUUCAGUCAUCAGUGCAGCAUUUCGGAUGGAAAAAUAAGUCAAACCUGGUUACCAGGCAGAAGCUGGAUAAAUAGGAAUCCACCUGAUGUGCGAUGGCACAGCCCAAUAGAAUUCAAAAGCUUCUUCAGAGAAGAGUGUGAGGAUAUUGUCAACCAGCUACGUUGCAAAGCCACAGAUGGGAAGAGUGCAAGCAAGAGGAAGCUGGAUGUAUCCCUCAUUGAUGAGGAGCCUCCUCCCUUCUUCAGUACCCCUUUGCAUAUGCACAAUGAAAUCUACAGCAGCAGCAAGAGGAGGAGAAUAGAUGCGAUUGGUGAGAAUAAUUCAUAUCAUCGUAUUUUGAUGUCCCCCAUUUUCAGAUAGUGCUUCUUUUGAGCUGAUUAUGAGGUCAUUUGCGAACCACUGACCGUUCUAGCUCCAUCUCUGAAAAUUGUAGAAUUUGUAAUUUGGCAUCCAACAUUGACUUGUAGACAGAAUUCAGUAUAUGCUUUCCUGCAGUUGUGGAAACAAUCUGUGUAGGCUCUGAUAAUUUGGGGAAGAACAUCAGCAUCAAAGCUAAUGCACAGUGAUGUCAUAGUGGUAGUUUACCAGUCUUGCUUGAAUCUUGGCAUCCUUGUAAGGGUACUGUGAUGGGUUUCCACGAGACAGCUGUGUUGUAGCCACACACAGUAGAUAAAUAGAUUUGUUGAAAAAUAACACGAGUUAAGCUAUCUGUAAACUAAAAGGCAAAAAAUGGUGACGAGUCUUUCUAACUUACCCAGUAGUGUGUAUGUCUGAAUAUAGCCCAUGUUCACAGUCUUGGCAAGGAUAAAUGAGAAAUGCAAAGUCACACACUUCAACUGGCCAUAAUACUAAACAGUACUUUAUGCAUAACCUUUAUAAAUAAAAAGCAUAGUGACCGUUUUGUAACACAUAGGUGGAGGGAAAUGAGAAACAAUAAGACACUGAAGGGGCAAAAAAAAGGAAUUCCAAAAUGUGUGUUGACAAUAAAGGCAGAGUAUUCAGAUAAUAUGAAUUGGGCUAUGCUCAUAUGCUAGGCACCAGGGCCAGACACAACUAAAAGUAAAGAGUCUGUGACGAAGUGCCUUUCGCCACUUGUGCCUGGAGGGGACUACUGGCUAGCCUCCUGCCUUCCGACUAUGGCCCAUGUGCUGAUAGCGGUAUUUUCCCCUGCAGAAAGGUUUAUUUGUGUAUUUCUGCUGGGGCGUUCUGGACUUUCAGUAUGGUAGUAGUGCUAUCCCAGAUAGCUAUGCGAUGGAGCCUAUUUGUGUAACAAGACUAUGGAAAAGAUUUUGGCUCCAUGGCGAUUGAAUUGUUUGUAUGUGAUCUGAGCACCAUUCAAUAAUAAUGUGCACUCAGAUCUAAGCUAUCUUGGGAUAUGUUGCAUGUAUAUGUUUUAUAUAGUAAUUGUAACAUUGUGUAAUUUUAUGUCUUUUUGUAACCAUGUGGUUAAUGGAGUCUUGCCUCUGUCCUGGGAGAUAAUUUGAUUACUUCCCAAUUAUCUCCAGGAUAGAGAGGAGGGAUUGUGAUGUCACUGUGGGAGUGUUUUGUUUGUAUUGUCUGUGAUUGGUUAUACUGGGUCCCAUCCUGUGGGAUGUCCCCUUGCAUGGGGCUUGCAUAAAAGCCAGUGUGUGGUCAUUAAAACCAGAUCAUCUUGUACCUUUCUUGAAGCCUUGGCUCAUGUUUGGGGGAAGGGAUACCUACACUCUGGGGAUUGCUAUAAUCACUUACUCCCCAGAGUAAGCUCUUGCAAUAGCUUGACUUGUCCCUGCUACGCUCUCUGGAUUUAGGAGAGGUUCACCCACUGGGAGCUGGAUCCUGGUUGUGGAUCCAGGGUGGGUGGAAACGGCGAGACCCCGGCGCAGCUGUAUCGCUGGAAGUGGGGUCUGCAGUGCUGAUGGUGUCGGUUAGAGUGCUUGGAGUCCUCGGCAAGCGCUAGGAGCAUCGAUUGGCGGAGGUACUCUGUCGGAGUGCCAGCGUUCCGUCACAUCAGCCAUUGUGUGAUUCAUCCUCCCUGGUAUCGUGUCUGUAACUAGCACAACAAAAAGUGACCAUGACAAUGGUGAUUGCGUUUUCUAUACCCCUGCUCUUUUUUUAGUGGUUGUGAAGAUAAGGAUGAGUAUUGUGAUUUACCCCGAUAUCUCACCCUCUGCCCUCCCAGAGACUCUCUCUUUUUCAUAGUGUGCUUGCUGUGUCACGUGUGUAGGGUGCUACCUAUGUGUGCUUUUGAUUUGGUAGAUUAAUGUACAAUCUAAAAAAAGUUAUGUCCCCUUGGUGCCCAUAAUGAAAGGCUAGUUGGCUUUCCCUUUGCAGAGUAAUGGAAGAUGAUGUGACUUUGUGGGAUGGGUACAUAGUUUGUCUCAAGGUUUCCCAUACCUUUAUUUUGGUUAUGAAUAGCAUGCUAGUAGUUAUAUAAAGGGGCAAGAAAUUAUGGCAGCAAUGUAGUACUUUUAAUGCUGUAUGAUGGGCCAACACAGUUUCUAAAUUGGUGGUAGUUAAACAUGAUCAAGAUCCUAUCCAGUACAGUAUAUCUAGUCUGAGUUGCUAAAUUAUAUUCCUGUGCAUUUGGUAAGUUUAGGCCUCUAGAGAAUUUUAGUUGGUUCAUUUUGGUUAGACUUAUGUGUGCAGAAUAGCUUUUCCAUAUAAAAUUACAUAUUUUUUCAUAUAGUAAUUCACCUUUUUUGGAGAUUAAAGUGCAAGAACUUGAAAAGGGGUUUAGUAAACUUGGUGACACUCUUUUUUUGUAUAGAUUUAAAUGUCCAAGAAGAGAGGGGUAAUGAUCUCCACCUGUCUAGUUUGAUUGUAUGGAUGUCAUUAGUUGGUAUACUAUUGAUCAGCCUUGGUGAAUAUUAUAUUAAUAUAUUGGCAAAUACUAAUGCCAAGGUAAAUCAUUUUUGUACAUCAAGGAAGAGGGAAACAAAGGGAUGGAAAGCCAGUACUAAAGAGGGUGGUCGAUUUAUUUAAAAUUUGUGCAAAUCCUGCUGUAUUAUGGCAAGUGUCCAGCAGUUUGCUUAAUGGGGAUAAUUGAGAGAUGGGAUUAGAAAUCAAUAAGUAAUCUGCAAAAGUUUAGUCUUUUAGAAUCAUUCCUUUGAGAAUGCUUUGGUAAUUUGUGAGCAGGUCUAUGGCUCACAGCAAUGGACAUAGGGCGUUAUUAAAUGUGGGGACAUCCCUGCCUAACCUCCUCCCCAAUGUGAAAUAUGGGAACUGUCGCCGCCUGCACGCUUCCCCGGGACGGCCGCCUGCACGCUUCCCCGGGACGGUCAUACACACUCCUCAGGAUGGCCGUCUGCAUGCUUCCCUGGGUGGCCACCUCCACGAUCCCUGAGCCGGUUUUCCACGCUCCUCAGGGUGACCGGCUGGCUCCAUUGUUCCCCCAUCCUGUCUUUAGCUAAAGGGCUUUAAAUCCCAGGCACCAGGGCAAAAUUUCUAGUCCCCAUGGUGACCUGGGUCCUGGGAUUUGUCGAGCCCCGGCUUAGCUGUAACAUCCUAGCUUAUUAAUGAGGGUUGAUUAGACAGAAAUGUUUUAAUAUGGGUUUUAGUCACUGCAGUCAAAGCUUGUUUGAUGCCAACUGUAUGUCUACUAGUUAGAAAGUCCAGGUGAUGGAUGGUAAGGAUCAGGGACGUAUUAGCUGCGAGGCAAACAAGGCAUUUGCCUUGGGCGUCACUUUCCAGGGAGCGGCAAAAAAAAGCUGCCCCCAAAUGCACAGGGCAAAUGUCUUGUUAGCCUUGCGGCUAACUAAAAAUCCGGUCGGGCGGCGCUGGCGAGGGAGCACUUUCCCCUGACAUCAUAUUCCGGCUCCCAGCAUCACUCUGUUGCGCGCGAUGGAGCGGAGUGGAGCAGAGCACUCAGGGGAAAGUGCUCCCUCGCCAGUGCCGCCCAGCAGCCCCACUAGACCCCAGGGAGAGGGAGAACCCUCCCCCAGCAUUCCCAAAGGUAAGGAGGCUGGGGGGGGUUAAAUUAAAAAAAUAAGUGUUAAUGUGUGUCUGUUUCACUUUCACGGACGAUAUCAUCAUUGUAAUACAUUUUACUGUUUUGAAACACUAAUAUUUGUGUUCAGCAAAGUCUUCAGAGUAAAACCGUUCCCCCCAUGUGCAGGUUUUAUGGAAUCUUGGAAAGUUACAGGGUUAAAUAUUGUGCUAGCAAAUUAAAUUCCCUGGACUUUUGGCCUGGGUUGUCAGGCAGGUCCCGCAAAUUCUAAUUAAUAAAAUGACCUAAUUAUGUAAAAUUAUUACAUAAAUAUAUAUGUAGAAUUAUGAUAUGUAUACGUAUAUAUGUGUAUAUAAUUUUUCAUGGCAGCAUAUACACAUGGGUUAGCUCCUCCCCUUACAGCCAAUAGGACAGGAUUUAAACAAAUUCUUAUAAAAGGAUGAUCCAUAGAUGAGUCCCUCAGUCAGUAACAAGCUCUUACAGAAGAACUAGACCCAAAAGGGUGGGCCGUAUAUGCCGCCACGAAUAAUAGCCAGGAAAAGAAAAUUACGGUAAGUAUGAAUAAAUGUUCCAUUUUCCUGGCUAAUCAUGGCAGCAUAUACACAUGGGAUUACCCAAGCUCAUAGAGAGGGAAACAUUAGACAAAAUGGAUGCAAAAAGAUUUAAUUAAGAUAAAUACAAUCUACAAAUUAUGAGUGUCGAGAGGAGUGAACUGCAUUAAUGACCAAAUUGAGAGUCCACUGUAGCUUUAACAUCCAGCUUGUAAUGGCAGAUGAAAGUGUUCACUGAAGACCAAGUGCCUGCUUUACAAAUAUCAUCUGGAGAAGCAUUUGCCACAGAAGCCCAAGAUGCUGCGAUAGCAUGAGUGGAGUGAGCCCUGAUACCAGUAGGAACCGGCAGCGAUAAGUACUUAUAAGAACUUGAUAUGGCCGAUACCACUCAUUGUUUUGAGGUAGAGGCAGCUUCACCCUGCCUGUGGCCAAUAGGCAAUACAAAUAGUCUGGACGAUCUGCGGAAGGGGCUGGUUUUCUCCAGAUAAACAACGCUCGAACCCCAUCCAGAGUGUGCCAAUUUUCUUCUUCAGGAGAAGAGGGAUUUGGAUAGAAGGAUGGAAGAACAAUCUACUGGUUCAAGUGGAACAUGGAUACCACUUUUAGUAGAAAUUCCAGAACCGCUUUGAGGACCAACCGGUCCUGAAGUACCCUCGUAUAUGGAGCUUCGCAGGACAAUGCUUGGAGUUCACAUAUCCUUUGUGCGGAAGUGACUACCACCAACAGGCGUACCUUUCGAGUUAGUACCAUCAAUAGAGCUUGGUCAAGUGGUUCAAAGGGUGACCUUGUCAUGGCCUUUAAGACCAGAGGUAGGUCCCAUGCCGGCAAAAUACCUUAAGAGGAGGCUGGAUCUUCAUAGCUGCUUUAAGGAAAUGUUUCUAGAGCCCACCGGGUACCUGACAAAGUGGAUAGGGCUGAUACAUGGAUCUUCAGAGUGUUGUAGCUAAAGCCCUUAUCAAGGCCAGUCUGAAGGAAACAGAGCACUGAAGAUAAGGCCAGGGGUUUAAUCACCACCUGAUGUUCCUGUACCCAGCAAACAAAGGCAUGCCAAAUCUUAUUAUAUGUGGAGGAAGUGGAUAUCUUACAUGAUCUCAGGAGAGUUAUGAUGACUCUCAGGCAUGCCAACAUUCAUCAGUCUCCCGCUCAAUCUCCAAGCCCUCAACUUGAGGGUUAGAGGGUUUGGGUGUGGCAGCGGUCCUUGGGAUAGUAGAUCUGGCUGAACUGGGAGUUCCCUCGUGGGCUCCCGACUCAUCCGUCUCGCCAUAGGUAACCAGGGCUGACUGGGGCAGAAUGGGAGGAUAGCGAUGACCUCUACCUUCUCCUUCUGAAUCUUCAGAGUCUGGUAUAUGAGGGGUAUAGGAGGGAACACAUAUGCCAGAGUGAACCUCCAAGGUUGGACAAGAGCAUCCUGACCCCUGGCUCUGUGAUCGACCAGUCUCGAGAAGAAUGCUUCGACUUGGGUGUUUUGGGCCGUUGCCAUGAGGUCUAUCUGUGGAGUUCCCCAGAUAAAAGCCAGCUCCUGAAAUACUUCGGGCCUUAGAUGCCACUCGCUCUUGUCUAUAGUCACAUGGCUCAGGUAGUCUGCCAUGGUAUUCUGAACCCCUGGGAGGUGUACCGCAGAGAUACCCUGUAUAUUUUUCUGACACCAACACAUGAUGGGCCGACGUUCCCUCAUCAAGAGCCUUGAUGGGAGACAUAGGUUACUGCCGCCUGGUUGUCGGACUGGACUCAUAUCCACCUGUUCUUCAGGAUCCCCUUGAAGUGUAGACGAUCUCUGUGAAUGGCACGUAACUCCAAAACAUUCCCUGGAAGAACCGACUCCUGUCUGUUCCAUCAACCUUGAGUCAUCUGGUCCCGAAAGUGGGCACCCCAACCAUGAGCACUGGAAUCUGUUGUCAAUAGGAUUCAAUUGGGUUCUAUCAAAGGGAAUCCGCUUUCCAAAUUAUUUUCUUAACCACCAUGACAGAUGCACCUUUACCAACAGAGAUAUCUUCAAGGGCUGAUUCCAAUACAUAACCUGCCGGUUGAAGUGGUUCAGGAAUGAUCUCUGAGGAACUCUUAGAUGCCACUGGGCCCACCUGACUAGUCCUAUAAAAGAAGUCAGAUUGCCCAGAAGUUGCGAAUAUCUCUUUGCUGUUAUCAUACGAAGGUGUAAAAUCCUGUAGAUGAAGCUUAAUCCUCCGUAUCCUUUCUUGUGAAAAGGAGAUAGAGUUCUGGAGAGUAUCGAAGUUCGCCCCCAGAAACGUAAUCCUCUGGGAUGGAAUGAGGCUGCUCUUCUGAUGAUUCACCAACCAGUAGAAUCGAUGAAGUUCUGGUAGCACGAAAUUCCUGUGUAGUACCACCAUCUGGACGUUUGGUGCUACCAAUAGGUCGUCCAGGUAAUGAAACAGAUUCCCUGAAUCCUCAAUCUUUCUAUAAGAACCAAUACCUUUUGAAAAAGGUCCUGGGUGCUGUGCUCAGGCCAAAUGGGAGUGCUCUGAAUUGAAAGUGAUCUUCUCCUAUUGCAAAUUGGAGAAACCUUUGUUCCUUGGCUAUAGGGACGUGAUAGUAGGCGUCCUUUAGAUCUAUAGAUAUGAGCCAAUCUGCCUUUCGGAUAGCUGGUGAGAUGGAUCUUAUGGACUCCAUCUUUAAGGAUCUGACUAAUAGUCUCCUGUUGAUCCUCCGCAGGUUUAGAAUAGGUCUCCACUUGUCCUUGUCUUUCUGGACUAAGAACAGAGGUGAAUAAUGACCCUGGAAUCGUUCCUUUUCCCGAACUGAAAUGACUCUUUGGGACCUGAGGUUCCGAACAUGGUCUCCCAUAGCCCUGCUUCUGCCCUCGUCCUUGGGCAGACCUGUGGUUAUGAAGAAGUCGCCCCUGGGUCUUUUGCGGAAUUCUAACCGAUAACCUCUUUGAAUUAUUGCUUUGACCCAGGAAUCUUGUGUGUCUUCUGCCCAAACUUUCUUGAAGAGGGAAGGAUGAGCACCCACUUCCGACGGAUAGACAGAAGUUUCUGCCUCCAGCACGAAAGGAAGGAUUUCUACCUCGGGAAGAACGUGAAGCAUAUGAUUGGCCCCCACGCCAAUUACUCCGGUUGAAUUCUCUACCUGGUUGGUAGCUAUGAGAAUCCCGAAAAUAUUGGUCUCUAGGAGGUCGCUUUUCUGACCAAGAGGAGCCUGGUCUCCUUCUUUUUUUCUUGGGGUAAAAAGACUUUAUGCCUUUCAGCUGCUUUUUUUAAUGGAAUCCUCCAGGGUUUUCCCAAAUAGAAGCUCGCCUUCAAAUGGUAUGGAACAUAAAUUGGCCUUGGAGGAGGAGUCCGCACCCCAAUAAUGCUACCGAGAGAGCCAUGGUGCGGGAGAAAAUCCUGGUGAUAUCCAGGGCUGCUUGUGUGAUAAAUUGAGUAGCUAUCCUAAGGUCACAGCAUAUCUGAGGUUUGUUCUCUUUAUUCCUCUCUCCACAUCUGUAUCCAGAUCUUUCACCCAACUUUUCAUGGCUCUGGAAACUGCUGUAAGACAAACAGCUGGAUGGCAUCCUGUUCCACCCGCCGAAUAUAUCUUGGAAAGAUCUGCAUCCAACUUCUUAUCCAUUGGUUCCCGCAAGGAAGCUGAACUAUCCAGUGGUAAACUAGUUCUCCUGGCUACCCUAGAGAUGGGGUUGAGAAACAGUUUAUCAUCACACUUGAAAAAAACAUAACAAAGAUCACAAUAAUUUGAAAUUUAUGGGUAUAUAUAAACUAACACCAAAUUGGAGAGAUCUGAUAAAACGCGUAGGACAAAUGGAAAUGAGGUGGAUUUUUAACUUGAAUACACUAACACCUCUUAAUAGCGAUUUCGAACUGUCAUUUUUUAUAACCCUUUUUUAUUAUAUUAUAUGUCUUUAAUUAUUAAUACAAAGCAUCAGUGAUUUUGUUACUGUCAUUGCUGUAUAAUGUAAGAUCUCUAUUUACUUUAUUAUAUAACUGCUGGCACUUUUUGCACCUUAUACUAUUUGCAUGAAACAAAUCCGUUACAUAUAGGAAAAGGCUGCUAGCUCUCUCUAAAAAAGCAAUGUUUUAGCGACAAUUUCAUUUAACUGUGACAUUUUGUGUCUCAACUGCACUAUCGACACCUAACUUUCCUUUUUCCAUUUUGCCAUUACUCAUUUGCUCUGUAGCUCUGUACAUAUAGACUUUUUGCCAUUAAGUAAAAUGGCGUCAGUGGACUUGCACGGAUGUAAGGACGUAGUGACAGUGCUACGUCACUUCCAGUUGACGAAACCGGAACUAAAUAAGCGAUGAUCACAGCCGCGAUCAAUCAGGAGGGCGGGAACCAAUCUACCAAUGACAUCCACCGACACCAUUCAAAAGACCAGGAACUCAAAUACAGAUACGAUUGAAAAAGCCACCAGGGUGAAACGCGUCUCGGGACCACCCACAGGAUUGAAUUUUUAUUUGGACCAUUAUUGUUUUAUAUUUUGUAUUUUUACCUAAUAAAUUUCAUUUUUUACUACACCUUCUCCUGUGGCAUCCAGCAUCCAGAGUUCCUGUUACAUUCAAAGAAGGGUAUGUGUCCUCUUAUUGGCACAUGUGCUGUUUAACUUAGAGCCGCGUUCAAGGCUCUAUGUAAGGUGAGCAGUUUUAUUUAUUCACCUACAUAUAUUGGUACCUUAGACUUAUUACACUAGAUACUGGCAUUUGUCACUUUUUCAGAGGGAGACUAUAAGCAACAUCACCUAAAGGAUCCAUGUCUCCUCAAAUAGAUGUCUGCUUGAGUGAUCUGAGCCUGUCCUGUCUAGGCUCAGAACCACGUGAGUGAAUUCCUAUUGAGUUAUUUCACUCGCAUUAUUCUUAUACAUUCCACACUAUUAUCUAUCCCCCCCUUAGGUUACCAAGAGUUCCAAGGGGGGAAAGUUAUUUCCAAACUUCUGAGCGCUCCACCUUCCACUGGGAUAACUUGAUAAAGCAUCAGCAGCCGCAUUUUGUACACCGGGAACGUGCAUGCAAGUAAUGAAAAACUCAUGAGUAGCUGCUAGCCAUGUCUGUCUCCUCACCAGUUUUAUAAUAACCAAAGAUUGGGAGCGACUCUUGUUGAGAAUGUGACAAGCUGCCUGGUUAUUGAGAAAACACCUGACAGCUUGACCUAUCCAGGAUACCCCCCAAGUGAAGGCUGCAACUCCCACUGGGAAAAUUUCAAACCGCGCCGAAGAGUCGGUGAAAUUGCAAUUGACUGGACUCACUCAUUUGCGAAGAUUGCAGCAUAACCUGCAGUACUGGCAGCAUUUGCCCAAAUGACAGGGUAUUUAUCUGAGGGGCUGGAUGAACAUAGACUUGCCGUUCCAUGAUGACAAAAAUUACCACAUAAAAAUGUCAGCUUUUGCUUGGGAGUCUGUCAAUAACGCUAUCAUUGUCAGGUAAACCGUGCAGCAUGCAUAGGUCGCGAGAUAAAGGAUCUGUCUUGGGGAAUGGUUUUUGCAUGUGCCUGGAAACACAGGGAGCAAACAUGCAGCAAUCUGCAGGCGCUGUACCUGCAGCCGCUAGCGUUAAAGUUGCUGCAAAUCUGAGAUUUGCCCAAAAAGACUGGGUCUCCCCCAACUUGUCUUUUAGGUCCCGUUGUAUGGGCCUGGCAGACUAGGGUACGGAGGCUUGGUUGGUGGAUGGGAGCUCAGCGCGGUUGGGGCACAUAUUUGUUGUGUGAGUAGAUGACGAGCAAGCUGCACAAGCUGGAACUUCUAGACCAGCAAAAUGCCUAUAAAAUAGUUCCGUAUCAAGAGAACUCCAAUCAGUUUUAAUGCUGAACUGGGCAAGUGCCGCGGCUGCUGUUUGCAGAAAAUGACUUGUGAUAGUCAAAAAUCGCAAAUCCGCCGUACUUAUGCCCGAGGUCUACUAGCUUGUGCAAGUCGAACUCUUCAUGUCUUUGGGGAAAAACUGAACAUAUUACAUCCCUAAUCAACCCAAAAGCUAAAACAAACUCUGUGAUAGAAAGUGUUUUGUUAAGCCUAGGGUCUCCUGCUUUCAUAACAACCGACAAGUCACCAAAUGAGUAAGACUUGUGGUCGGUGACAUACACUGACGCUAUGAGCAAGGGCACCAGGUUGACAUCUUUUCCCUUCAAGAUGUCCUUUCUCCGCAUCAGAGGAACUAGAUGGGCUGGCGUGAUUAUGGUACUGGUGGAGGUUGAGGGCUGGUUAGCAACCAUAAGAGUAUUGCCCUGCACUCCAACACUCGCAAUAAGGAUAACAGGAGGAACGGCAGCUGAGGAGGAAGUACCCGUAAUCGUAGCAGCUUCCAAGACCCCGAGCCUAGUAGCAAUGGUGUUAAUGGAGGAGGUCAAAUUAGUAAUUAAGGAGUGCAGGUCAGACAGACUGGGUUGAACUAUCCCUUCAUGACUGGGACCAGGGGUUUCAGAGUUGGCCUGAGACCUUAACAAUCUGAACAGUUCAGCCUUCCUAGCCAUGGCUGGAUAGGCUAUAUUUUUCUUCUUUAAUUCGGCUGUGAUCUUCAGGAUAGUCCAUGAUCUUAAAGAACUAGGACUUGCCUGGAGGGGGAAUAGUUCCUAGCCGGGGUACUAGGUAAAGAUAGGUAGUCACCUUGAAUGGACUCAUUUGACGUUCUAGGUAGGAAGAAAAGACCAUGUGUAACAUAGUGUUUAUGAUAGGUGAAGCAAAAAUGGAUUGGCAGUAGCUAAUGCCAAGUGGCAAAAUUGUAUUACCAUAAGGGUAAAUUUGGUGAACCCAGCUAGGCGCCGAUUGGCGAGAGGCUUUAACUAGGAAUUGGCAUGUGGGCGUAAAUCCCUUCUAACGUAAUGGGGAGAAUGCCUCAGGUCUCCGAUAACUGAUAGUCAAAAAGGUUGGGCGUGACAGGUGAGGCCACGACUAUACCAAUGAGCGAGGCACUAACUAUGCGUUGGACCGAUGGACGAAUGUACCUAGAGAUUGGGGUGGGAGUAGGCAUCGCUGGACCACUGAUUAUGGCAUAGAAGCCCAGAAAGGCAUACCUAGUUGGGCCUAGUCUAUAGCUAGAGAAAAUGCCAGUCCAAGUUACUAGGGGUAUCUAUUUCAGUAGAUCAUUCCGUACCUUGGUCAAGUAACUGGACUUGUAUAUACGAGGUUGGAGCUGAUGGGGUAGCGGGUAAACUAAUAACUGGGACAAGACCUAUGAGCAAACCAGACCUAAUUAUAACCAUAACCGGAUAACAUGUAUUUAAACAGUUGAAAUAGCCACUUACGAACACGUCUAGCUGAAAAGUGACCUAUAGUGUUCACCCCCAAGAGCAUCAACUCUUGCAGGCUUGGGUGGAAGAAGACAAAUGAAGCAGUGAGUAAACAAAUACAUAAGACAGGACCCAUGGACACACCAGAUCUAAUAUAUCCAAACAAAUGACAUGUAUAUCAACGUAAGUUUAAAAUUGAUAGCCACUUACUAAGUCAAGCGUCAUGAAACGCCUAUAGAGUCAGCCAUAGAAAUGGAAACUCUUGCAUUCUUGUGGGUGAGCGUCAGAACCUGUGUGGGGACAGGACUAAAUCAACUACCAAAAUAAGAAAGCAGCACUUCUAAUUUUUUAUUUUUUUUAAAGUAAGCAGAGCUUACCAAUAGUUAAGAUGAAGAAACACUUGAAACUUCUGAUUUUGCUAACCAAUUCAGGAAAUGUUGAGCCUAAUGAGGCAGAAGUAACAGACAAAAUACAUGAUAGCUUUGAAUUUGACCAUAAAAGAUGUAGGUGAUGAGACAAACCCUUUGACACCAAAUAUUCCUGACUGAAGAAACCAUACCUAAAUCAGGAUUUGUUUUACUAAUUCAAACAUAAAGCACAAUAUUUUGACAAAAUAAUUACCUAGACAGGCCACAAGGUGGUGGUGAUAACUUAAAUAACUUGUAAAUUCCUAAUACAAAAAGCUUAAAUUCAGCCGAAUGAAGGGAAAUGACAGCAAAAGCCCUUGCCCUUAAAGGGACACUCCAGGCACCCAGACCACUUCUGCCCACUACUCUUAACCCUGCAAGUGUAAUUAUUGCAGUUUUUUUUUAUAAACUGCAAUAAUUACCUUGCAGGGUUAACUCCACCUCUAGUGGCUGUCUACUAGAGGGCACUUCCUGGUUCCUACCACAGGAAACCUGUGUAGAGCGUCGCUGGACGUCCUCGCGCUGUGAGGACCUCCAGCGUCACUCAUUUCCCAAUAGGAAAGCAUUGAAAUGCUUUCCUAUGGGGAGUACUAAUGCGCAUGUGUGGCAUUGCCGUGCAUGCCAUUAGGUCUUCCCAGCCAGUGGGCGCGAUCAGUCUCGCCCGCCGGCCGAAGCAGUCAGGAGGAGCGGUGCGGUGGGAGAAGCAGCGAUGUGGGACAUCGUCGCUGCCUCAGGUAACCGGGGAUUGGGGGGUGGGAGGGAGAGGGAACCUGCAGUGCCAGGAAAACGGAUUGUUUUCCUGGCACUGGAGUUUCCCUUUAAUGGCAAGACUGCUUUGAAAAAGCCGAACUGAACGUGCCGAACGCAUUGCUGCAAGUAUGUUUGAGGGGAGCUAAACCUGCUAAACAAAAUCUUUUGCCGAAAGGAAAGCACACAUGGCAAGUUUAAAUGUGUAGACUAACUACACACAGAGAACCCAGCGUGUAUGCGGGCAUGAAUGCAAGGGGGGGGUGGUCUGUGGCUCGAUAACGUGGUGCUGGGGAAACCCAGUGAGUAGAAAGGAGACUGGGUUACUAGUCCCGAUGGUAUGCUGAGAGGCACCAGUCAGGAUAACUCACUGUUGGUGAUCAGAUCUUGUGGAACAGACAGUCGCCAGGAGGCAGCAGCAGGGACCUCCAUGCAGGCGAUCAGGACCUUCCACUGGCUUAAACUCGGAAGUGAAAGAUCUACGGCAACGCUGGAACUAGAGUGCAGGUAACGGGUGGAGGUCUGGGUUUAAAUAGGCUGGACAACUCAUCCCACAACUACAGGCUGACUCGUGUGUGUGUGUGUGUGUGUAUAUAUGUGUGUGUGUAUAUAUGUGUGUGUGUAUAUAUGUGUGUGUGUGUGUGUAUAUAUAUAUAUAUAUAUAUAGACAUAUGAGUCAGCCUGUAGUUGUGGGAUGAGUUGUCCAGCCUAUUUAAACCCAGACCUCCACCCGUUACCUGCACUCUAGUUCCAGCGUUGCCGUAGAUCUUUCACUUCCGAGUUAAGCCAGUGGGAGGUCCUGAUCGCCUAUAUAUAUCUGAUGCAUUGCAGAUAAGCUUAUUUCAAGAGUGCCUGGAAGACCUUUGGAAACUGGUAUAAACACAUUUUUGGCAGUAUCGUCUAACUAAAAAUAUAGCUAGAAUGCUUGUUCAUGUGCUAAUCUCCAAUCUCAAACACUGCAAACCACUCUUGAUUUCCUACACUUCUGUUGUCAGUCCUUGCAUUGGUUUACUAUAUCUGAGGCACUUUAAAGGAUCACUAGAGUCAACAUAUAAAAACAAGAAAGACCGGCCCCCCAGCCUUAUUUCUUGCUUUUAUUUGAACUUGCCCCUAUUCAAUAAAUCCAAGCACUUUAUAGCAUUAAAACUUACCCCCGUUCCAGCGCCGAGCUUCCCUGCCAGGCCACGCCCCCUUUUCCAACAAAAUGACGAAAUUGCAGGGCCCCAUAGGACGUCAUCGCUGUCUGGUGCGCAUGCGCGGCUUCGCGCUGCACAAAUCAGGUUCUUCAUAGAGCGGCAUUGAAUGCUGCUCUAUGAAAAAACUGAGCACUCUACCGCGCAUGUGCGCGGUAUGUGCGUUCGCAAGCUGACUCUCAGCUCGCUGUCUAUGCCCAACCCCCUCCUACGGCAAACCUCCAGCCCAAAGUAUGCAUGCAAACACUAUAAAUAGAGAUCUCUAUAUAUAGUUUGCAUACAAACACACUCUCCGUCUGUCUCCGUCUGUCUCUCUCGCUCUCACCCAGUCAGUCCCCCACCCACAAAAUAAGUUUACUUACAGUUUGAAUCCUCCCCUCCUGCUCAGUCUCCGGUCUUCAGCCUGUCAGCUCCCACAAUCCCAUAUGCUGCUGACGGCCUGCAGACCGGAUGCUCAUGCACAGUGCUGCCCUGUCUGCUGACAGCACAUCUGAGUGGAUGGAUGUGAAUUACGCAUCCAUCAACUCUGAAAUCCCUCUGGUGGCAGUCUGAGUGACUGCAACUAAAGGUGUUCCUAGCUUUCAAUGUAAACACUGUAUUUGUUGCUUACAGUGUCCCUUUACUAAGUUUGAUGUUGCUUCCAGAUGUGCUUUAGUAAUUUCAAGUCUUCAUUUAAAGAGAUUUCUACUGCCAUGGAGGGAGGAAGAACAUUUCAAACUCAAGAAAUGCAGGUAUAUUUUCACUUCCAUCCAAUGUUGAAAGACACCACGAGGAGAAUGGAAGGUGCCUGAGAAACAUCCUUUCAUCACUUAACAUUUCAAAAAUGUUUUUGCUUUGAGAUGCAGAUAAGCCUUGCUGUUGGGAAAGUUUCAUAGCUAAAGUAUUCUAAGGAUUUUAAAAAAAAAUUAAAAAACUUGCGAAAAUUGAUCCAGACUGCAGCAGCUUUAGCGUAAGACCCUUGUUUUUGAGGACAAAUAAAGAUUGACUAGUUUUCCAACUUGAAACAUCUCUUGCUGUAUAAUUCAAUGAGGACACAGUAAAACCUUUACAGCAUAACAAACUGAAUGCAGAAUUCCUUUGUGACUUAUCUGCUGCAGCCCUCAGAGUAUCAGCCUGAACUAUGGGUCUUUUGGCUGCAGACAGAAGAGCCAUAUGGGAGCAAUAUGGCAUUUAUACUUCUAAAUAAUUACUUCAUAGGUCCCUUACUCAAGCAGAUGAAGGUAAAUAUUCUUUAAAGGACCACUACAGUGCCAGGAAAACAAACUUGUUUUCCUAGCUUUAUAGGGUCUUUGGGUCCCCGCUGGGCUCUAGGGGGAGGAAGUGGUUAAAUUCUUAUCUUGCCACGCGCGCAUUCAGUCAGUCCAUAGGAAAGCAUUCUUAAUGCUUUCCUAUGGACGCUGGCGUCUUCUCACUGUGAAAAUCAGUGAGAAUCGCGGAAGUGCCUCUAGCGGCUGUCAAUGAGACAGCCACUAGAGGCUGGAUUAACCCUAUAGUAAACAUAGCAGUUUCUUUGGAACUGCUAUGUUUACAGCAGGCAGGGAUAACCCUAGCUGGACCUGGCACCCAGACCACUUCAUUGAGCUGAAGUGGUUUGGGUGCCUAUAGUGGUCCUUUAACGUCAGUAUGGCUAGAAUGAGGUUUUUCUUUUUUUUUUUUUUUUUUUUUUUUUAGUAGUUUUUCUUUUGCUAGUCUUUAAGUUCAGGCUUUGAAGGAUGAAGACUCAAAGGACAACUCCAAACGACAAAAGUUCUCUGGCAGAGAUAUAAAUGGCAGGUUUUGAAGCCAGAUACACUUGGCAGCAAUUGGCAAAGAACUUCAUGAAACAUUCCUUUGGAUUAUAAAAGAAGCUUUACCUUGGACUGGAAUAUCUUCCCCAAUCAACAUCUCAUGUCCUUCUGUUCAGGUAGAAGGCUUGGAAAACCUCCUUCACACAAAUGUUAUAAAAGUGCCACAAGCUCUUGGAAUAACCUUUUCGGAAAUUAGAAAUGUUGCGCGUAACCAAUGCGUUCGUUUUUGAAAAACAUGGAUAGAUGUUUACAAGAUUAUCGUAGCAUGUUAUAGCACUGUAAUGUAGUAUACUUUUCAUAUAUUUUUUUCCUGCAGUGGUGAAGUUCAAAAUAAAAAAAGCCUCAUAUUUUACUACGUGGUUGAGUUGUGUUAACUAAGCAUGCGGUGAAGCUUUCAGUAUAUUUAACCUUAUAUGUAAUUAAGUAAGCUUUGCAUUUCUAUUGUAAGCUUAAUAUAGGUCAGAAUAUAUAUAACAAAUUACAGAAGCGUACCAGAUAGCCUCUGAAUGCCGUAGGGCGCCAAUAUCUUAUGUUCUCGCAGAAGCCACUUGUAACGUCCUAAGGACAAUUUCAAUAUAGGUUGUCACGUAUCUCAUUUGCUUUUGGUUUGCCAGUUAGUUGAUUACAAUGGCAAACAUGAAGCCCGUGUUAGCUGGUUUGUGCAAGUGCAUUGUGUUAGCUGGUUUGUGCAAGUGCAUUGUGUUAGCUGGUUUGGGCAAGUGCAUUGUGUUAGCUGGGUUGGGCAAGUGCAUUGUGUUAGCUGGUUUGGGCAAGUGCAUUGUGUUAGCUGGUUUGGGCAAGUGCAUUGUGUUAGCUGGUUUGGGCAAGUGCAUUGUGUUAGCUGGGUUGGGCAAGUGCAUUGUGUUAGCUGGUUUGGGCAAGUGCAUUGUGUUAGCUGGUUUGGGCAAGUGCAUUGUGUUAGCUGGUUUGGGCAAGUGCAUUGUGUUAGCUGGUUUGGGCAAGUGCAUUGUGUUAGCUGGUUUGGGCAAGUGCAUUGUGUUAGCUGGUUUGGGCAAGUGCAUUGUGUUAGCUGGUUUGGGCAAGUGCAUUGUGUUAGCUGGUUUGGGCAAGUGCAUUGUGUUAGCUGGUUUGGGCAAGUGCAUUGUGUUAGCUGGUUUGGGCAAGUGCAUUGUGUUAGCUGGUUUGGGCAAGUGCAUUGUGUUAGCUGGUUUGGGCGAGUGCAUUGUGUUAGCUGGUUUGUGCAAGUGCAUUGUGUUAGCUGGUUUGGGCAAGUGCAUUGUGUUAGCUGGUUUGGGCAAGUGCAUUGUGUUAGCUGGUUUGGGCAAGUGCAUUGUGUUAGCUGGUUUGGGCAAGUGCAUUGUGUUAGCUGGGUUGGGCAAGUGCAUUGUGUUAGCUGGGUUGGGCAAGUGCAUUGUGUUAGCUGGGUUGGGCAAGUGCAUUGUGUUAGCUGGGUUGGGCAAGUGCAUUGUGUUAGCUGGUUUGGGCAAGUGCAUUGUGUUAGCUGGUUUGGGCAAGUGCAUUGUGUUAGCUGGUUUGGGCAAGUGCAUUGUGUUAGCUGGUUUGGGCAAGUGCAUUGUGUUAGCUGGUUUGGGCAAGUGCAUUGUGUUAGCUGGUUUGGGCAAGUGCAUUGUGUUAGCUGGUUUGGGCAAGUGCAUUGUGUUAGCUGGUUUGGGCAAGUGCAUUGUGUUAGCUGGUUUGGGCAAGUGCAUUGUGUUAGCUGGGUUGGGCGAGUGUUUUGUGUUAGCUGGGUUGGGCAAGUGCAUUGUGUUAGCUGGUUUGUGUCAGCUGUUUGGGUAGUUACCUUGUGUUGGUUUAUGCAGUUAUUUUGUGUUAGCUGGUCGGUGUGACUGCUCUGUGCCGGCUGGUUUGUGCAAGUGCUUUGUGUUGGUUGGUUUGUGUGGUUGCUUAGGCCUAGUAACAUACAAUGCAGUAAUUAGGCAGGUAAAUAGGCAGUAUUGAAACCUGAACAGCUUAUGGUAGCAAUUAAAAACAUAUGUCCUUGCUGCUAGGUCAGUUGCUCAUCAAUCUGUACUACCCUGCACAGUUUGAACUAGAAGGAGUAUGUAUACAAACUCUUUAUGUUAAGUGCAUUAGUAUUGCCUAGUCUAUUAAAACUGACAUGCGGGGUAACAUAGGCUUAUAAACUAAAAAUUACUAAUAAGGACUGAAACAAUACAGGAGCAGGUCUGUUCUGAAUGUCUAAGCUUUCGGCUAAAUGAGUCCCAAACGUUGACGAGUUAGGUUGGGCCAUCCAUAUCUGGGGCCCACGGGUACCUCCCUGACGGGGAGCCCUCUUUUGCCUUCACCCUGGGCAGACUCCGGUCCGCCAGUGGGUAGAUCCGUGACGCUGUGGGCACUCUGUUGUGUGGGCAGUCUAGCAGAUCCCUCCCCCCCACGUUGAAUCCACCUGCCGCCUGUCCCCUGCACCUCCCCGGCUCCCCCGUAUCCACCCCCGGGUACCAGCCAGUCCAUGCCUCGCCUGGCUCCGGUCUCAUACUUGGUACCAGUGCGUGCCCCCCGGCCACUGGUCCGCCGGAGGGUGCGCGCCCCUCGGCCACUGGUCCGCCGGAGGAUCCACUUCCAAUUUUGCAACAAACUGGGGGGAAAAAAUCCUUCUUGACGCCAGAAUGGCAGUCAGAUUAGUCCUUGGAACAAGAAGCUAUUACCCUACAUUGAAAAAUUAUAUCCUUGAAUAUUGUUUUUGCAAGUAUGCAUCUAGUUGCUGUUUGAACAUCUCUAUGGACGCCGAUAAAACCACUUCAUCAGGUAGAAAAUUCCACAUCCUUAUUGUUUUUACAGUAAAAAAAAAACUACUUUUCUUUGCUUUAGAUGAAAUCUUCUUUCUUCCAGUCUAAACACAUGACCUUGUGUCCUAUGUAAAGUCCGGUUUGUGACUAGAUUUCCACCCAGUGGUUUGUAUUGGCCCCGGAUAUAUUUGUAUAAUGUUAUCAUAUCCCCUCUGAGGUGACAUUUUUCUAAGCUAAAGAGGUUUAAAUUUGUUAACCUUUCUUCAUAGCUAUGUUCCAUUCCUUUUAUUUCGUAGCCCGCCUCGGCACUGUCUAGUGCCACAAUAUCUUUCUUUAGAACAGGUGCCCAAAAUAUUCAAGCACAGCAUAUUCAAGAUGUGGUCUAACCAGUGAUUUAUAAAGAGGCAAAAUGAUAUUCUCAUCCCGAGAAUGAAUGACCCCAGAAUAAGUCAGAUUUAUCCUUGGAUCAAGAAGCUAUUACCCUACAGUUGAAAAAUUACCGAAUAUUAUUUUUUUUGCAAGUAUGUAUCUAGUUGUGCCCCUCAUACCUCCCCAGCAUAUAAAUGGGGGGACGGGAGGAGAAGGGGGCAUUAGGCUCCCCAUAGGAAAGCAUUCACUCAAUGCUGUCCUAUGGGGAUUUCACUGAUGCCGGAUAUCCUCAUGCAUCCAGCGUCAUUUAGGCGACAGUCUGCUAAACUCCCAGAAGCAUCUCUAUUGGCCAUCUAGUAAAGAGAUGUAUUGCAUUGCAGGACUAAGUGUAACAGGGACCUUACACCCAGACUAAUUCAAUGAUGAAUGAUGAAGUGUUCUGGGUUCCUAUUAUGUCACAAACUGCUCUAAUCACCUUAAAUGGACCUCACUAUCUCUUUUCCCCCCACGCUGCCCCCUUGGUUAGAGGUAACUAAUACACUUGAGCUCAGACUGUGGUUAUCACCAGGUUUGCUAAUUAUACCUCCUAUGCUCCUGCACGUGGAGGACAUAAUGACAACUCACCUUGCAUGAUUUUACUUCUUGGAAGCUAAGGAGGUGUUUGUCUACCUAUUUUGUAACAUUUAUUAUCACAGCAGGCCCGCACCCCACCUUGGUGAUUUGGAUAAUUUCUCGAUAGGUAAUGGUCCAUUCUUAACACCUAUAGCUGACGGACUGGCUUUCCUCUAUGAUUGACAUAAUGUGUUUACUCACAAAUUCAUUCCCUAGAGCACUUGCCCCUUAUAAGGCAAAUUAUUCUCUGGGAUGACCACUGACCUGACUUUUUCCCUUUUUCGCAGAUUCCAAUGUUAGGGACACUUAAUCUACCUGAGCCCUUUCUCGGCAGAAGAAAAGGGCCAUCAGGCCCAUUGAGGGUAAUCACAUUUUUAAAUGUAACAUCCUAUACUCCUGUAUAUGGAGGGUUCUUGCUAGUUUCACCUUGCUUGUUUAUGAUGAACUUUCACGUCUGGGGGAGACGGCCGAUCCCUCAGUCGGCGUUGCAGCCGGACCCAAGGCGGGCAGCCCUGUUUCUCCCCCCCAUGCCCCCUGCCGGUGAGGGUUAUCCCGGCAAACUCAGCCACUUGCCUGCUUCUGGGACUGAACUGCGUGCACCCCGCCAAAAUCCACGGGCAUAGCUAUAGCUCUCAAAAUGGCCCUGUAACAUACGCGAGGCCUGACCUAAGCUUUUUGGCAACAUUCGACAAUCUGUAAAGACUUCUGGAAGUGACUGAGGCAACAAGCAGCCCCUGUCCACAAGCUCAGACACUGAUCCUGCCAAGAAUAGCACCCACACUUAUCACCCUCCAGAGAUACAGAGGGGGCCCAAGAAGAUGAACCACUCUGGAUGGAGAAGGAGCCCUCCUGUGCCCUUGAGAAGCUGCAGAGAAGGGAGUGGGAACCCUCGACAUGCCCGCCGCACAUGCGCCCAGCAGAGGAGACAGCUCAAACAUCAUGCUGGCGAGAAGCAUCGGAAUUGACCCCCCCUUCUCGCACUGACCUCUCCCAGCAGUACAAUGACCUCCACUGGAGCACGCUUGGUCCUACGCAACACAGAGCCUUGACAGGCUGUCUCUCCAGUGCUCCUGGAAGUGGCAACCAUCUGCAGCACCUGGCGACCCUACCUCACGAAGGGGCAUCGGCUGAUUCCCUUAUCUCACCCAGAGACUCGUACCCAAGCCCAUCUCCCUUUAUUAACCAGUAAACCUAGCAAGUGGUGGGGGAAAGUAUUUUGUUUAUCCAAGCUUUUACUACCUAUAUAAACACGUUUACCUAAUGACAUCAUACAGUUCAACAUGAGCAGUUAAGCAUAAUAUAAGCAUGUUUUACCAUAUUUCUUUCCUGACCAUAACCAGUAUUUCCAACGUGUUAUCUUGGCUUUACAAAAAAGUGCUAAUGUUUUAUAUCUGUUUUUGAAUUGCUUGCUAGAACUGUCAUGGUAGCACAAGCUUGUUUAUCACGUGCACUACAAAACUAAAAACUUUUUAUUUUUUUUAUUCUAAAUAAGUUAUUGAAAAGUUAAAAUACUUAAAGUAUGUGAUAAAAAAUGUUUACGUGUUCAAAGAGAAGUUACCACAGCUUAUUUAACAGUGUCUAGUUUAAACUGCUAGCAUAGUGUCUAAUUUCAGCUUGAUCACCUUAACCUGACUUGAACAGAUAACAAGAUGUUUUAACACUUUCCAAAUUGGAAUAAAAUGCAGCCUUUGGUUUUAACGGUUUUACAGGAACAUAUUUCAGGAUGUUUCUGAUGGGGGAGGAGGGGAGAAAGCAAUGGUUCCUUUUGUCCAAUUCUUGAACUAAAAACUUUCAAUAUGUUCUCGAACAAAUUUUGAAUGGAGAAUAUUUAAGCCGUAAAUCUGCUUCUCUAGCCGGGGGAUUUGUGGCAUCUCUAGACCCUAUACACUUAUAUUGAAGGUUCGCAAUUGGCAGCACAGAUAAUCUUACAUUUUUGGUUUAUAGCGCUGCCUUUUAGUUUGGCACAAAUUCCAAAUUACAAAAGUUCUGGUUGCCAUAGCUUUCCAGCUGAGGAAAAUGGGGAUCUAUGUAGUAUUGGUCUAGUUAAUUGACUUAUUGAAGCCAGUUCAGCAAAUAAACGUCAGGAAGUAGUAUACAGUGAUACAUUUUUUUUCAGAAACAUUGGUGAGUAAACAGUUGGGAAAAGCUGCAGUCAAGUCCCAACCCUGUUAUUGUCUUUUUAUUUCAGAAUGACAUGCCUCCCUUGAGACAAAGAUUUGGUCAGUCUUGCUCCACCCUGUCUGUGACUCAUUUCAGUAACAUGUGAUGGCUGUCUUGGUCUGAUCUACUUCUGCAUUUCCAGGGUUACAUUGGCAAAGGAAAUUGGAGACGUCUUUAAAAAAUAGAUUCACACAAAAUGGAACAGGUUUCUUAAUUCCCAGUUCUGUCUUAUCUCAAUAAGUGGUGGGAAUUUUAUUUGCCUUCAUAUCUGUGGUGGAACAUAUCUCCAAUUUUGUAUGUUUUACCUUUUUCUGUUCGCGAGUCAUGGUAUAUAAACAUACUACAUUCAAUACCUGAAUGAGGAUCACCGUGGUACCCCAUUAGAACGUUCCCACCUAGUAACUUAAGUGCGAAAUUGCAAGGGAAGUAAUUAAUGAAUGCUUCCCCAUUUUGUCUCCUGAACUUGUGCAGCGGCACUUGGUCGUCGAGUGCCUGGAACUCUUUUCGGCUAGGCACUCGCAUGAACCCUGGUAAAGGUUAUACCGUUGCCCAUUCUAUUUCCCGACCCGACUGGGAGGACCAUUCGUACACCGAAAUCAAGAUAAUCCCUUGCAUGGUUUUCGCACAGGGACCCCUGAACAGAGACUGGCUGGGACACCUAUUUCCCUGGAACUAUUUUGGGCUUUCCCCUCGUGUCUGGCCUGUCACAAGUUUACCCCGGUGGCAAUCCAAUUCUAACAAAUGGAUCUGAGUGAUACUUGGCCAAGUUGUACACUCACACGAGUGCUAUCUGGGGAUAUAACUUUUUGGGGGUUCCUAGUUAUUAUGGGGGUACUUUUGGGCUACUGUAUUUUGUAUAGGUUUUUUGUACCUGAGCAAUGAUUGAAUUAGUUUCUCACGCAAUUAUCUCUCAGGCACAAAGGACCAUGGGAGUGGAAAACCCUGUAAGAUUGUGUUGGAGACCCCAUGUUAGGGGUCUGUGCAUAAAAGCAGAGUGUGGCCUGAAUAAAAUCAGUUGAUUCCCAGAACUAUAUUUCGUCUGGCUACUGGGGGAAUGGAUGCUUGCAUAUUUAAUGGUUCCAGUCUGGCUGAGAGAAGGAAUUAGCGGAGGUAACCAGUCGGGAUACCAGUGGUCCGCUACAAUAUCCAGACCUACAUAUGAAACUUAUGCUGAUUGCACUCUGACCUUCAACUCAUACAUUCAGGUUUAAACCAUCCACCAUGACUGAAUAUUACUAGGUAGUGCCCAUCCUCAUGUUAACACAUACUUCUCAUCUGUCCCAGAUCUGGCAGUGUAGUCUUAAUUUGAGACCCUCUCUUAGCAAAAACAGAGGAAAUCCCCCAGGAGUGAAAGCUCAUAAAAUGUUUAAAGAGAAACUACAGUAUAGUCAUUAUUUAAAUUAUUAAAAAAAUUAUUUUAGCUUAAUGAAGCAGUUUUGGUGUAUAGAUUAUGCCCCUCAAAGCCAGACUUGGAAAAAUGUUGUCCUGGGUCCUCUUUCAAAGGGACUAAGGUUUUGUGGUCUGGAACUCUUAAAACGGGACCCAAGACGGGGUGACUACGAUAGAUUUCGAAGACAAAGAGAGUGUAUGUGGAUCUAUAAACUUAAAGGACCACUCUAGGCACCCAGACCACUUCAGCUUAAUGAAGUGGUCUGGGUGCCAGGUCCAGCUAGGGUUAACCCAUUUUUUAAUAAACAUAGCAGUUUCAGAGAAACUGCUAUGUUUAUUAAUAGGUUAAGCCUUCCCCCUAAUCCUCUAGUGGCUGUCUCAUUGACAGCCACUAGAGGCGCUUGCGUGCUUUUCACUGUGAUUUUCACAGUGAGAGCACGCCAGCGUCCAUAGGAAAGCAUUGUAAAUGCUUUCCUAUGCGACCGGCUGAAUGCGCGCAGCUCUUGCCACGCGUGCGCAUUCAGCCGACGGGGCGGAACGGAGGAGGAGAGGAGGAGAGCUCUCCGACAAACAGUAAAAAGGCAAGUUUUCCCCCUUUUACCCUUUCCCCCUUUCCAGAGCGGGGUGGGAGGGGGUCCCUGAGGGUGGGGGCACCCUCAGGGCACUAUAGUGCCAGGAAAACGAGUGUUUUCCUGGCACUAUAGUGGUCCUUUAAGACCCUGCACCCAAAAGGUCUAAAUGAGGUUUUUUUCUCCUCUUUAAUAAUGUUCCUGGUCAGUUUAACUUGAUCCAUAUGGCAAUGAAUGACAAACACUUCAUUCAUUCAAUCUUAAUUUAUGAUCACUCUGUGGAAUAAGCACUUUUAAUCAAGCAGGCAUAUUUUUCGAUCAGUAAAUCUUUUUUUCCUAUGAAUACUGGGAAGUAUACUACUUGGAUACAUAUGGUUUGAACUAUGAGUUCAUUGUCCAUGGAAUGUUAGACCCCAAUCUCUGCCUAUUCAUUCUUUUGGCCUCCACAUAGAAAAACGUGCAUCAAAACUUUAUCCAAAACUAGGUGCCCUGUACAGAAACAAAUCCUGCCCAACCCCUACAGUAAAGGAACAGAUUGUACAGCAAAUGCUGAUGCCAAUCAUGUAGUAUAUGCACCUGCACUGCAAACGCUCCUAAAUAAGCUUAAUACAUUGUAAAACUCGUGCUGCCGCUUUGUGCUACAAUGUAAUUACAGGACCCACCAUUGUGCCCUGCUAAAAACUAAACUGGCUGUCGCUGGAAUCCAGACGCACCCUUCAUCUUUCCAGCCUUGUGUUCAACCCCUUAAGGACUGGACUGUUUUUGUGAUGUUGUACAUUUGCGACCAGGUCUCUUUUUACACUUUUGUGGUGUUUGUGUUUCGCUGUGAUUUUCCGCUCUCUCAUUUACUGUUCCUAUACAAAUUAUAUAUUGUUUUUUUUUCAGGACAAAAAGGGCUUUCUUUACAUACCAUUAUUUAUAUAAUCUCAUGUAAUUUAAAAAAAUAAAAAAAUAUGAUGACAAAUUGAAGAAAAUACAUGUUUGACUUUUACUUGAAAAUUCUUUUACUCCUCUACAAAAGCGAAUUACAAAAAACUGCUAAAUAGAUUCAAAAUUGUGUACGGAGUUUAAAAAUACCCAGUGUUUACAUGCUUUUUUGUUUUGCAAGUUAUAGGGCUAUAGGUACAAGUAGGAUAUUGCAGUUUCAAAACACAUUUUUAAAAUUUAUCAAUAGUGACAUUGUAACACUAUUAUCUGUCAUAAAUCUCUGAAUAACACCCCACAUGUACAUAUUUUUUUUUUUUUUUUUUUAAAGUAGACAACCCAGGAUAUUCAAUAUGGGGUAUGUCCAGUCUUUUUUAGUAGCCACUUAGUCGCAAACACUGGCCAAAGUUACUGUUUGUACUGUUAUACUCGGGAGACUUUGCUGAACACAAAUAUUAGUGUUUCAAAACAGGAAAACGUAUCUCAACAAUUAUAUCAGUAAAAGUGCUGUUUGUGUGUGGAAAAAUACAAAAAAGUCACUUUCACUGACCAUAUCAUCGCUGUGAUAUGGUUUACUGUUUUGAAUCACUAAUAUUUGUGUUCGUCGAAGUCUCCCAAGUAAAACCGUACCCCCCCCAUGUACAGGUUUUAGGAUGUCAUAGAAAGUUACAGGGUAAAAUACAGUGCUAGCAAAUUAAAUUCUCUGGUUUUCGGCCUGGGUUAGCAGGCAGGUCCCUCAAAUUGCAAUCAAUAAAAUGACUUAAUUAUGUAAAAAUAUUACAUAAAUACACACGUAGAAUUUAAAUAUAUAUGCAUAUUUAUAUAUUUGAAGUCUACGUGUAUAUUUAUAUAAUUAUGUAAUUUUGUAUAUGGACAUAUGUAUAUUUCGUAUUUUUAUUUAUAUAUAUAUAUAUAUAUAUACAAUUUCAUUCUAAGUGUAUUUUGAUGUAAAUAUAUUACUAUCAAAAUAAAGUUAGAAUAAAAUUUCAUAUAGAUAUAGAAUUUUUUAAAAUUUUUAUUUUUACAUGUUUUGAUUUAAUUUAAAUUACUUAUUUGUAUUUUAUAAUAUAUACAAUAUAUAGUUAUAAUAUAUAUACCUGUCUAAUUUAAUUAGAAGUGUAUUUUUAUAUUAUAUACAUAUUAAUAGAAAAAUACACUUAGUAUGACAUUAUAUUUGAAAUAUAGACCUAUUCGAUAUAAGUCUAUAUACACAUAAUUUAUUUAUUAACAUUAACAGUUAUUUAUUUUUGUUAUUUUACACUAGCAGGGAGACUGUCAGCAUAGGCAGCCCCCUUGCAGGCAGACACAUGGACACCUAUUGUGACCAUGUGAUUGCGCUGUUGAGCGAUCACAUGGCCCCAGGGGUCCUAAUCCACCAUGGGGAGACUGUCUGGGCUGCAUGCAGUCUUCCCACACCGGGAGCGCCGCCGGGGGAACAACUGCGUUCGGGUAAGUACAUCUGACCAUUAGGACAGUUCAGGACAGUCAGUGGUUGGCAACACAAAAAUACCGAUGACGGUCCUGAACCGUCCUUGGUCCUGAAUGGGUUAAGAGCUUUCCUGGGAUCUCCCACCCUACCUGAGCAGAAUGCUCUCCUCGGCUGUUCCCACCUACAAUCCAGUACCAGCACUUUAUUUAGUCUAGCUCAAGACAAAAAGAAAGUGUCUCGAUCCUCCUUUUUCUACAGAGCACCGCAAUUAUGGAACGACCUCCCGCACACUUUCAAAUCUUCCCCAAGCCUAAAAUCCUUCAAGAGAUCUAUUUCUACACCUGUCAUGGUUUAUUAUGUUUCUUACUGAUUCUAUGUUAAAUUUUGUAUAUAUUGUGUAUUAAUAUUGUUUAUGUAUUUUAUUGUACUCUAUUAUAUCAGUGCAACGUUUUGUGAACCCAGGACAUACUUGAAAACCAGAGAAAUCUCAAUGUAUCCUUCCUGGUAAAAUAUUUUAUAAAUAAAAAAUAAAUAUAUGGAGUGUCUUAUUUCCUUAUAGAGAAUGGUGUUCUUAUCACGAAUAGCUUUCUGUCCUUAUCACAAUAAGAAGCUUAGUGAAUAAGCCCCAUUUGUAAAUAUAUGAAAUAAGGGAGAUUGUUUUCCUUUUCAUGUUUCAUCCCUGUUUCAAAUACUUUAAUAUUGUGAAGUAUAAUUACUAGGGGUUGACUUACAUCAAAUUAUUGGAUAAUGUUCUCUGUUACGGAAGCCAUGACUUAUCACAUCAAGCCCCUAUGUAACGCUCCUUAAAUUGUCGAACCCACUUGUUCCCUUGAGUUUGGUACCGUUAAACUACCGAACACAGACCACCCCCUGGCUCGUUAAAUUCACAGAAAACCCUUAACUCAAGUGCUCUCUCUAGGUGGCCGCCAUUUGCAUAAUUGAAACACAUGCUCAGUGAAUGGCGGCUCUCUUGUCUCCUGAACGCAGGCAGCGGUACUUGGCCAUCGAGUGUGUGGAACUAUACUUAGGACACUUUACCUCGCAAACCCUGGUAAAAUUGUACUGCUGCCUACUCUGUCCCCAGAAAAGCCAGGAGAGCGAUGUUCGCUCCUUACGAGCCUGGGGAAGCCUUUAAUAACAAGCGAAUAGGAACUCCUGAAUAUUGACCGACCACUACCCCUUUUCUUAUGAAACCAUUUUGGGCAGUUGCCACGUGCGGUCGGUCAAAACUUUACCCCGAUGGCAGUUUGGCUAUAGUGCAUGGAUCUGAGCGCUAUUUGGACAACUUGGGUACCCGGAUCCGGGCUUUCCAGGGAUACCAUGCUUGUAGGAAUUUUGGGGUGUUUUGUUAUAAAAUAUUGUACCUCUAGUGUCUGGGAGAUAAUUAAACCCUUGACAUUCUCCAUUUUAUUUUAGCCUAUUCCAUUCAUAUGUGACACUAGAUAGCAAUCAGGUAAUAGAUUUGGUCCUGCAUAAUUUGAUAAAUCCACAUGGUGUAUGAAUUGAUUGUGACUGUAUUUAAGUACUUAAUUGAUACAAUAUAUAUUGGUAAGAUAAGUCUUCAUAGCCUCAGCUCAGAUGUCCUACUAAAGAAGCGGUUUAACUUGCUAACCCUGAAAGGGCUUCUCUUUUCUCCUCUUGCGCCGAAACGCACGUUGAGCUUAUGCUAAUUUUUUAAAAUAUUGUUAGGUGUAACCCUUUACAUUUAAGACCAAUGCAAUCCUGAUAGUGAGAAUCUUUUGAGGCAAGAUCUAGGGGGACUGCCUUGAAGCAGUUUGAUCUACAUAUUAGGGGGGGGAGGUUAAGAGGAUUAGCUUUAGCUAUAUUGUCUAUCAAAUACAUGUUGCUGGUCAGGGCCGAUCCUAGAAUCACAGGUGCCAUGGUGUAGAAUUUUUUUGGGCGCCCCAGGUUGGCGUGGUCAUCUUUCUAACCCCUCCCCUUUGCAACGAUUCCACCUCUCCAUCUAGACACACACACUCACUGACAGUCACACUCGGUGAGAGACACACCCACUUACUGAUUUGUCACACAUUGACAGAUACAUACUUAGACAGAAACAUUGACACACUCUCAAUGACAGAUUGUCACGUCCUGUUCCUGUUAUGGAUCAUUUCUGGCCAUGGCUUCUGGUAUCCAGUAUUCCUUUUACAAUUCUUAUUUAGUUUUUCUGGUUUUCUUUAUGCUGAGUUUUCUGGGUUCAUUCCUUUAUUACGUUCCUGGAAUUCCCAGUCUUCUGGAUUCUCUUAAACGUUUUUUUGUUGCCACACCUGUUCUCUUGCUAUUUAAUCCUUUCUGUUUCAGUCGGUUACUGCUAGCAGUGGUUUCAUUUCAUCUGCUCCUUUCAUUGCAGGAAUGUACUGUGUGUUUUAUUAUUAUUGUAUUUUUAGUCAUGAAUAUCUAGGCAGUUAGGACCCACCAUAAUUGGAGUAGUUACCGCAGUGGUGGGCUGCAUACAUCUUGGCCAUUUAUGAAUGUCUAAAUCUCCAAUGUUUAUUACAUAUAUAGUACUUGGUUAUGUCUCCUCUUGUUUUACCUUGGAUCUCUUGUCUUGUUUUAUUUUGUCUUGUAUUCCCAGUUCAUGUACAGUCCUGUCCUGCCCUGUCACAUCCUGUUCAUGUUUCCCUCAUGUAUUGUGUAAAUAUUCUGGGUUCUGCUUUCUGUCCUGCUCCGGUUCUGGGUUCUUCUAGUCUUGUCUUAUCUUUGGAGCCUGUUCUAGUCUUGCCUUGUUUCUAGUACUGGAUACAUUUAUGCUGCAGAGCCUCCAUAUCCAGAUCCUGGGAGGUCUGCAUAUUAUCAUCUUGCACCUGGGAUCCACAGAAGCGGCAUCAGGGCCUUGGUAUGUGGCUGCACAAAUGCUGGUGCUAAACACCAGGGGGCAUGUGGUUACCCUGCACCAGACCCUGAUAGUCCAUUUCCACGCUGUAACUCCUAUCUUCAUCAGGCAUACAGGGGUGUCUCUGGACCGACACCCAUGACACAGAUACACAAUCUCACUGAUUUGAAACACUCACUAACAGACACAAAUGCUGACUGACACAGUGGUACACAAAACAAGGAAGUCCAGCACUCAGCGGUUUAAAUCAAAACUUACAUAAAAACACAAUUACACACACACUGCCCCAUGCAUACCUAGACAGUCACACACAAUACACACACAUCCACACUGUCAUAUGGGCACUGUAUCAGUGUCACAUACACACAUUCAUUGCCUUUAUGAGCAUUGGGAGGUGGAGAGGUGGCCAGGGUCCCUAGUGUCUAGUGGGAGGCAGGUAUUCCUUUCUGCUUCCCCUCUGUGAUGCAGCGGCUCUAGACUUGGUGUCUCCCUCUUAAAUAAUUAUAUCUAUAAACUCAUUGUAUAAAUUAUUUUUUAAUGCAAAGCUUCUAUGUAAAAUGGUUUUCCUUAUUUCAGUUUGCUGUAUAUGUACAGUGAUGUAUGCACCCCAUACACAAAUGAAUACACAUACAUAUAAAGCCACAGAUCAUCUCAUACAUACAUAGACAUGCGCACACUCGCAUACACACACACUGUCACAUACAUACAGACACACACUGUCACAUACAGAGGCACAUAGCAAUAUACACAGUCACAUACAUAUCUGGUUAUUUACAAAAUGAUAAUUGUCAGGCUUUCAUAGUGGAUUUCAAAGUGGAUGACAGAAUAGUCAAUUUGGAAGCAUUGUAUUCAUGAAAAUUGUUUUAGUGAAUAACCUUGUCAAACAUGAAUUAACACAUACCAUCGCAGUCAUCAGACACACAUCAUCAUGGACACAGACGCACCAAAACAGUCAGACAUAUACGCAUUAACGCAAUUACAAACAUUCAUAAAAAACAGAGGCACAUUAAGACACACAAAGUCCCAUACAUAGACACACAACACACUUGGUCACAUAGACAUAGGCUUAUGUAUAGCAGGUUGGUUGGUAGGUUAAUUAAAUUGGUGUUCAGGUGUGUUAUGGGACAGGGUAGGCAGGUAGUUACUCAGCAGAGUAUUGCUGGUGUAACACUGCCUACACUCAGCAGCUCCUUUGCCAGCCACAUACUAGGGGAUUUUCUAGGGUUUGGGAGGUUUUUAAGGCUGCAUUCUAAAGCAGCCACUCACUCUCCUGAGUCCUACAGUGUUCCAAGCUGUGACACUCUUCCCUGUAGCGCCCCCUUUAUUCUAGUGCAUGGUCACAAAUGCCCCCUUAAAUGACCCUCGUGGUCCAGUGCUAUCCUAUAUCCAUUCCCCGGGUAGUCCUGUGGUGAAUAGGAAUUGCACGUCCUGUUUCAAAUCAUAAUACCCACUUCUUCAUGGCUCCGGCUUUCAAUGUUGUCAGAGCGCAGGCUGAGAAUCUGAGCCUGUUCUGAUUAACUGAGCGCCAGAACCACAAGGGAGAGGGUAUGAUCUGACUGCACCUACUACUGAUGCACACCAGUGGUCCACCAGGGAACCUUUUAAAUUUAAUAUGCUGGUGUCCAACUUGCGAGCUGUGUUGGCUGCCGGGCGUCUGUUGUCAUGGCGCACUGCGUAACCGCACAGCUUGCACACCCCAAGGGUUGGUCCUGCUGACACACACUGGUACUCACUCACACAAACCCUGACAGAUACACACUUGGUGUCCCACACACACUUGGUGACAGUCACACUGGCACACACUUACUGACAUACACACACACACUUACUGACAUACACACACACAUUUACUGACAUACACACACAUUUACUGACAUACACACACAUUUACUGACAUACACACACAUUUACUGACAGACACACACACACAUUUACUGACAGACACACACACACACAUUUACUGACACACACACACACACACAUUUACUGACACACACACACACACAUUUACUGACACACACACACACAUUUACUGACACACACACACACACACUUACUGACACACACACAUUUACUGACACACACACACACACACACAUUUACUGCACACACACACACACACACACACAUUUACUGACACACACACACACACAUUUACUGACACACACACACACACUUACUGACACACACACACACUUACUGACACACACACACACACACUUACUGACACACACACACACUUACUGUACACACACACACACUUACUGACACACACACACUUACUGACACACACACUUACUGACACACACACUUACUGACACACACACACACACACACACUUACUGACACACACACACACACACUUACUGACACACACACACACACACUUACUGACACACACACACACACACACACAUUUACUGACACACACACACACAUUUACUGACACACACACACACACAUUUACUGGCACACGCACACGCACACAUUUACUGACACGCAUGCGCGCACAAACGCACAUUUACUGACACGCACGCACAUUUAGUGGCACGCACGCACACACGCACAUUUAGUGGCACGCACGCACACACGCACAUUUAGUGGCACGCACGCACACACGCACAUUUAGUGGCACGCACGCACACACGCACAUUUAGUGACACACACGCACAUUUAGUGACACACGCACAUUUAGUGACACACACGCACAAAUUAAUUGUAUUUGUUGCUCCUACCUUUAGUAGUCUUCUGGGUCCUCUCACCGGGGUCCAGUGACUUUCAUGAUCUUCUUGCUCCUCUCUCCUCCCUCGCACUGUUUAGUGAUGCAGGGCCGGAAUUACAUCCUAUUCUGGCUCCUGGGAUCACCAGAGGGCGCGCGAGGGAGCAGGAAGAUCAGCACAGGCAGUGCUCCCUCGCUGCCGUCUGCCUCCUUCCUCACACAGCCAGUAUAUUGCUGCAGAGUAGGCACCUGCCGUUUGGGAUAAGCAGGUGCCUACUCUGCCUUGCUACAUAAAUGCCGUUCCGGGGGUGCCCUUAGAUGGCCAGCAGUGACAGUGCACCCCGUGCACCCACCCAGGAUCGGCCCUGUUGCUGGCUAUCUUGAACCCCUCCAAUGUAUCUAAUAUAUUUGACUGCCUAUUAGUUGUGUUGAUUUGUAUUACAUUGUGUAAGUGCCACUUGUUGCUAGUGGCGUAGAAUGAACUUUUUGUACUAACUGUGGUCUAAUCCAAUACCAUAGAAAUCCAUAGAAAUCUAAAAACCAAUUACGAAGAGUGAAUUUUAUGGUAUAGAUAGCUUGUGCUGUUAGGUUUCCAAUUAAGGGGAGUGGGAUUGGUGUAGCAGAAUGGAGACCUCACAAUAAUAUAUAUAUAUAUAUAUAUAUAUAUAUAUUUGUCACUCUACCUUAAUGUAGUUAUCAGAAAAAUUAAUAAAUGAGGGCACUCAAUGGAUUUUGUUCAGUCAAAUUUGUGUUGUGGUGAAGAGAUCAACAUUUUGACCCGUACUCUUCGAUAAAAAUAUAAAAAAAAUUAUUUUAAUUUAAAAAAAAUAUUUUUAGAUUUUUCUUUAAUUUUACAUUUUUUUUUUUUGUUCAUUUUUUUGCAGACAUGUACACACCAUGGGUUCAGUCAGAGAUGAAUGACCUCUACUGAGAAAUAAAAAUAGUUUUUUCGCUUUGAUACCUUUUUCGAUUUAUUCAUUAUAUAGGUACAUACUUGUUUGAACAUUUUUUUUCUUGCUGUCCAGUUGGCAUAGGAUUACACUUAUUUUGGCUAAUAUUAAAUGUCCAUAAUCAUUAUAUUCAUAUAGAAUGUAUUUGUGUGUGUGUAUUUGUGUGUGUGUAUAUAUAUAUGUAUAUAUAUAUAUAUUUGUUAUUCACUAUAUAUUUUAUCAUACAUAGACCAAUGAUUGUCCCUGCUGACAUGUUUUCUAGAUGUAUGUAUAUAGACCCUUUAUCAUCUUUUUAUGUCACUUUCUAUUUCUAUCGGUUUUACUACACUUUGCAGUGUUCACCUAGCAUUGAUUGUAUUUUCUCACAUCACUUGUCUUUAUCUGUUUUCUAUUAUUAAGGUCUACAUAUUGUUUCACCUUUUCCCUUCUUGAUACUCCUUAUGUAUGUUUUGCUUUACACAUCUUUCACUCUAUCUGUAUUUCUUUUCUCUUAUUCAUAAUUCUUUGCCAUCACUUCUGUUCACAACUUUUUUUAAAUCCCCUCUGCGCCCUACUAUUUUAGUCUUUAAAAUCCAGCAUCUAGAUCAUUUUGAUAAUUUGUAUCCAUUUCCUCCUAUCUUGUUUUACCCGCUUUCACACACAAGCACCCUGUACACUAUUGCACACUUUGUCUCUCUUGAGCGUCACCAUGGUAACGGGUCACGAUCACCACGGUCCAACCACAGAAUUUUGAUCAAGUCAUCACAUACGCUCACUCAUGCAGUCACUCCAAUUUUACUCCACGGCGUCUGAACACCGCGGUAAGUCAUAACCUUAUUAUGUCUUAUCCCCUGUAUAAACUCUGCACUGACUGUUACCCAUAUCUUGAUAAAGACCUAUGGGUCGAAAUAUUGAUCUCUUCACCACAACACGAAUUUGAGUGAACAAAAUCCAUUAAGUGCUCUCAUUUAUAUAUAGAUAUCUAAAAUACUGUCCUCUUGUAUUUGCCUGUUUCAUCCUUUUUACGUUCGGGAGACGUCAUACGAACUGAAUUCUUUCGUCUACUGAACAAGGACCACCCCUGUACCCCAUUAGAAUGUUGACACAGACCACUUAACCCCUUAAGGACACAUGACGGAAAUAUUCCGUCAUGAUUCCCUUUUAUUCCAGAAGUUGUGUCCUUAAGGGGUUAAGUGCGAAAAACGCAAGGGAAGUAAUGAAUGCUUCCUUGUCAUGGCUUACCUUAUUUGGAGUCCAAAGUGCAGAGAUGUUUGCACACCCUUGCAGAUAAACACAGCCCACUGUAACCAGAUAAGGAGCUACCUGGGCUGUGAAUCUGUGCACAGCGGCUUAGGCAGGAACAGUAACCGGGUUAUGGAAACAGACCAGGGCAAAUCCAGAAGAGUAGUCUGACAUGGUUCCAAAAGUUAGGGCAGGCAGCGAACAGGCAAUAACGAAUAAUCCAAACAGAAAGGGUCACAAGCCAAGUCAGUCUUAGGAAACGGGAUACAACAAACUGACAUUGCCCUCAGGGAGAGGCAGUGUUUUAUACUUGCAGUAAUGAUCAAUCUGCCUCAGGUGGACUUUGAUAGACAGGAAGGAGACACUGGUGAAGUCUAGUCCCCUAGUGCUGCAGACAAUGCUAGAAUAAACAAGUUCUGAAGUGGCUCAGAGGCAGGAAUGCAGACUUGGGAUGUAAAAGGACCCAGAUUCAAAUCCAGCCAGGCCCUGAUGAGUGAUGUCCACGCCUGGGUGGCCACCAUUUCGUAUAACCGAAAACGUGGCAGACAAAAGAAUGGAGGCCAUCUUGUCUCCCAAACGUGGGCAGUGGUACUUGGUCGUCGAGUCAGGCGAACUCCUUUCGGCUAGGCACUUGUGCGAACGCUGGUAAAACUUAGACCGCUGUCCGUUCUAUUUCCAAACAAACUAGACUAAUGACGUUCUGGAAAUAUGAACUACCGAAAAGGGGGAGCAUUCUUAUCCUGAAAUGAAGAAAUUCCCUUGCAUGGUGUUCGCACUGGAACCUCAUGAACGGGGACUGUCCAGGGCACAUAUUUCCCUGGAACUGUUUUGGGCUAGCGACUCGUGCCUGGCCGAUCAAAACUUUACCUCAAUGGCAUUUCUGUUUCACCAAAAUCGGUCUGAGUGAUUCUUGGAUAAGUUAUACUCUCAGGUCUGGGCUAUCGGGGAAUGUACUUUUUCUGGGGUUCUUAUGUACCGUGGGGGUACUUUGGGGAUUUUCUGUACCUGAGAGAAUUGAAUUAGAGGGUUUUUCUCACGCAGUUAUCUCUCAGGCACAGAGGAUCUUGAGAUUGGAACCCUUGUUAUUGUGUGGAAAACCCCUUGUAUGCGACUGAGCAUAAAGCAGUGUGUGAGACAAACUUAAGUUGUACUUCCAUAACUGUGUCGUCCAGUUGCUGGGGAGGUGGUGGGAUAUUUCUUUGGUGUUUCUCUUGUUUCUGAUUGUGCUUUGGUGGAUCCAGUGGAGAAGAGUCCCUGCUAGGACUAGGGCUUCGCUACAAUUGGUACUAUAACCACUUUAGUUUUGGUAAUAUACCACAACUGAAGACCACAGGUGCUGCUUAAUCUUUUGUUUGCUCAGGAGUGUGCUAAUAUAACUACAAAUAUCUAAGACCAGAUAGCUCAAUAUCUAGUUUGUCUCCAUAUGAGUUGCUCUUCUCCUUAAAGACAUAUCCUCUGUUAAAUUGUGACAUAAAUGUAUUAAUAUACAGAGUAACUUAUCCAAUGUAUGAUAUCAAGCUUAGUACUUUUUAUAGGCAUUCCCUCCUAUUUUAAUUCACGUUUAUUCAUUUAUUUUUUCACGUUAUUCUAUAUUUUUUUCACAAUAGUGUAUAUGUAGAAGUGGUGGCCAGUUAUUACUAGUAAAGAUUAUAAUUCUAUUAUCUCUAAUUGUAUUGCUAUUGUAUUGUUAAAAUAAGUGUUUUUAUACUGGUGGUAAUCUCUGGAGUUUGACUCCCAUCUCUUUGAGUUUGAUCUCUAUUUGACCCUUUUACUUUUACUUGUAAGUUUUAUCCUGUAAUCCAUGAACCAGUUUAGUAGCCCUUCUGUUAACUCAUGAGCCCCCUUGAAGAUUCGCCUGACUGGCGAAACGCGUGUCGAUGCUCUGCACUAACCUCUGGCAAAGAUUUUCUUUAUAAAAAUUAGACCUUGGACAUGUUUUACCAGAGUUGUAUAAGCAGGGUAUGGUUAUAAUAUAUUAUUUCCUUAAGUUGGUCACUUCGGCUUAGUAGAUAGCUUUUUGACAUAGAAUAGGUGCCCUUGAAGACGCAGCUUAGAAGUUUACAGUACGACCGAGUAUAGCACCAUUUUAGAGAUUGAUUUUAAUUACUUUAAACUCCGUGAUUUUACUUUCAUGCUGGUACUUGACAACUUGGGUGAGCUUUUUCUGUUGGUUAAGAAUCUUAGAAUAGUGAUUCUAACAGUUCCCUUCAAGGAAAAUUGCAACAACUGUAUCUUACUGAUUGAAAAUAUACACAUUGUUAUAUUCACUUAACUCAACAUAGUGCGUGUCCUGGGAGCACCAGUUUUCUUUUUACUGGCAUCUCUUAAGAAACACUACAGAUUUUUAGAUCUGGGCUCAGCCUACUAUUCCAGCAAUAUACCAAUUGAUUAUUAAUUGACUCCACAUAUUUUAUUUUUAUGAUAAAACACCUAUCAUCUCAUCUCUUUGGAUAAUCUGGUACAAUUUUUUUCUUUAUACAAUUUGGUUUAUAAUUUACAUUGAUAUUUUUAAAAAAAAUGUAUUUUGGUUUACCUCUUGAUUCACGAAUAGCAAUGUUUUUAAAGGAGCACUAUAGGAUCAGGAACUCAAACAUGUAUUCCUGACCCUAUAGGGUUAAAACCACCAUCUAGCCUCACUGGUCCCCUCAUGCCCCCUAAAUAUAGUAAAAUCUUACUUGUAUUCAAGCCUGAAGCUGCUGGCUUUGUCCCUGUUUCCUUUAAACUUGCCCGCUGACCUCAGCAGAAGUGGUAGCCUGAUCCAAUCACAAUGCUUCCCCAUAGGAUUGCCUGAGACUGAUAAGGAGGCAGAUCAGGGGUAGAGCCAGCACAAUUGAAACACAGCCCUGGCCAGCAUCUCCUCAUAGAGAUGAAUUGAAUCAAUGACUCUCUGAGGAAAGUUAGUGUGUGCAUGCAGAUGGAGGAGACACUGAAUGUUUGGAUGCAUUUUAGGCAUGACCCAGGAAGGAUCUCUAACAGCCAUCUGAGGAGUGGCCAGUGAAGUUAUCACUAGGCUGUAAUGUAAAGACUGCAUUUUCUCUGAAAAGACAGUGUUUAAAGCAAAAAGCCUGAAGGUAAUGAUUCUACUCACCAGAACAAAUUCAAUAAGCUGUAGUUGUUCUGGUGACUAUAGUGUCCCUUUGAGCAAUAUAUUAACCCCUUAAGGACGCAGCUUCAGAAGCUGGACAUACCCUUAAGGACUCAAGCUAUUUUUGCAUUUUUUGCUGUUUGUGUUCAACUGCAAUUUGCAUCGCUCUCAUUUAUUGAAUCAACACAUAUUAUAUAUCGUUUUUUAAAGGACAAGAUGGGCUUUACUUUGAUGUGACUUAUACAUAUAUAAAAUCUAAUUUAUUAUUAAACAUAAAAAAAAAGAAAAAAAAAGAAAUAUAUAUAUUUUUCACAGUUUUGGCAAUAAUAGUGUGUGUAUAAUAUGUCCAGCUUAGGAAAAGUAAUUCAAAAUAAAUUCAUUUAGGUUUCUUGUUUUUCAAAGUGCAUAAUAUGUAAAGGAUUUCAGCUUAUUUUAAAAGUUACAGGUCACAAAAUACAAGGAGUAAUAUAAAAUUUAAAUGUGAAAAAAUUUUAGAAGUUGGUAUGUUUGACUUGUAAGUUUGACAGCUGUCACAGAAAACAAAAUUGCUACACAAAAGUAUAUAUUUAAAUAAAGAAGACAUCACAGGCUAUUUAAGGGUAUUUUGACACUUUUUACAUAGCCUUUUUCCCACCAAUCUCUGCUACAUAUUGUAGUAAAAUUGUGUUUUUUCUGUUUUUUGAAAAACACACAUGUAACAAGGUUUUUUAAAUGUGUAUUUUGUAAAGCUGCUGUGUGCUAUUCCUGGUCAAAAUCCCAUUUUGUGUUCAGCAACAUCUGCUGAGUACAACAAUACCCCCAUUGUAUGUCUUUGCCACUAUUUUGGGAAGCUACAAUGAAAUAUAAGAGGCCAGACUAUUUCAGUUUCUACAGUUAGAAAAUUCAAAGAUGGAUUUAAUGGACCUAUGUCUUAUUUUGGGGCAUUAUAGUAGUUUGGUUGUUCAAAUGACCACACAAAGGCCUUCCAUUCGUGAAAGUAGACACUCCAGGGUAUCUCAUAUGGCAUAUAUUGUGCCUUAAUAUGUCGCCAUUUUUUCGCCAUUAUAUGUCAAAGUUUGUGGUAAAAAAAAUAUUUUCACAUUUUUUCCUUAAGCAUUACAUUUGUGCUGGGCAUUUUGUAUAUUUGAUAUGUUCCACUAUGAUCAAACAUAUAAUUACGCUCAGCUAAGUCUUCUGAGUAAAACAAUACCCCCAAUGUAUGUAUUUGACACUAUUUGUUGAUGCUACAGUGCCAUAAAGGAGACCUGACCAUUUCAGUUUUUAGAGUAGAAUUUUGAGAGACGGAUUUGCAGGGCUUAUGUUUCAAUUUGGGCCAUUAUAGCAGUUUGACUGUUUCAAACACCGCAAAAAGGCCUACCAUUUGUGAAAGUAGACCCUCCAGAGUAUCUCACAUGGCAUAUAUUGUGCCUUAACAUGUCGACAUUUUUUCACCAUGAUAUGUCAAAGGUUGUGGUAAAAAAAUAUUUUUUGCAUUUUUAACUUAUGCGUUAUAUUUGUGCUGGGCAUUUUGUAUAUUUGAUAUGUUCCAAUAUGAUCAAACACCCCUAAUUAUGCUGAGCUAUCUCCUGUGAGAAAAACGAUACCCCCAAUGUAUGCCUUUAGUCGUAUUUCCUGAUGCUACACUGCCAUAUAGGAGACCUGACCAUUUCAGUUUUUACAGAAUUUUAUAGGUUUAUGACUCAUUUUGGGUUCUAAUAGCAGGUUGCUUAUUCAAACUUUCCCCACAAAGGCCUACCAUUUUUUAAAGUAGACACCCCAGGGUAUUUCAAAAGGCCCAUUUUGAACCUUAGGGUGGAAUCAUUUUUUCGCUAGUGAGUACCAAGUCUAGUAGUAGUAAGCAUUUUCUCUGCCUUUUUGACACACACUGGGAUUUUACUGCAUAGUUUACAAUCCUUAGGUGUGCUACGGCAGUAUAACACUUCAUAUGUCACUCAGCUAUGUCGUCUGAGUACAGCAAUACCCCUGUGUGUACCUUUCUCAGGUAUAUGUGGAUGUUGAAGGGGCAAAUUUGAGACUCUGCCAUUUCAGGUUUGUUUCAAACUUUGAAUUUGCAUGCUGGGUCCAUGUCCCAUUUUGGGUCAAACUCUGAGGCACUGUCUGUCACCUCUGAAUCCGCUGUCAGAAUUCUCUAACUGUACUUCCAAAGCAUUUUAAACUUUUUACACAAGAACUUUAACAAAACAAUGUUUUAUUUUUUUGUUUUUUUUUAUUUGUAUUUCUACCCCUAGCAUACGCACUAAACUCCCCAAUUUCCCAGGAACUAUCAUCCACCCCAAUUAACUAAAUAAAAGGUAAAAAAAAAAUUGUAUUGAGAAUUUAUUGGCUCUGAGUAUGAAAUAAUUUAAAACCGUUCCCAAUACAAAGGCCAGGCUGAGAGGGACAAUCAGGGCAGUAGAAACUGGUCUCCGUUCGAAUGCCUCUCUGGUAACACAGCCUGCACCUUUUCUGGGGGGUCUUUUUUUUGGGGGUUGGUGGUAUCCGAAAGCAGAAGUGACCUGUCUGAAUAUCUCUGCUGCUAGGCCCUGCUGAUGGCUCCCCACUGUGGCACUCAGUGAGCAGCACAGAAAUGAGCUGAAACUGAAAUGUAAGAAAAGUACAUUUCAGCUGAGGAUUUGCCUUUUUGAAAAGGAUGAAUGCAUUGUGAGUAGCCAUUUGCAUUAAAUAAAUGCCCACUUUCUUAUACCAGGCCCUGGUCUUUCUCAUUAUCAGAUAUGGCUGCAGCAGUUGAUCAGACAGGUCAACUCCCCCCAUGUGUUUAUUGUAUUGCUUAAUGCAGACAGGCAGCUGUCUUGUUUCCUGUCUGCCACGAACUGCGACCCUGCGUGUGUGUUCACUGUGCAUGGUAGUCAGUAUGAACACCUCCUUUUUGUCUCUGUAUUUCAGAGCCAGCAGUUCAUCCUGGCAUAGAGCAGCCGUUUCCCCCUUUUUAAUUUUUUUCUCUGCCAGAGCCUUGGGGAAGCCAGUGCGUGUCUUGCGGAUAGUGCCGCAGACCAGUCUCAAAACAAUAUAGCAUUUUUUAGAGGGGUAUGCUAUUGUAGUAAUUAUCAAGGUAGAGGUGGUACCCCUUGUUCAGUAGCGGGUUCAUUAGAUCCCAAACUAUUUUUCCGCUAGUCCCAACUACAUCAGGGCAACCUGGGGGAUCCCGGUGGCUAUCUUUACCUUCAUAUAUUCUGAAGGUAUAAACAUACCCACUGCUACUUUCACAUAACUUGUAUAGCUUGAUGCCAUACCGGGAUCUUUUGGCUGGGAUGUAUUGCUUAAACCCCAGUCUACCCUUGUAUUUCAUUAGGGACUCGUCAAUACAUAUAUUCUUUUGGGGAGUAUAAAUUAUGCCAAAUUCUUUAUUAAAAUGGUUAAUUAGGGGGCGGAUUUUAGAGUUUGUCAUACUGCGGAUGAUCUUUGGGGUGGCACUUCGAAUUAUCAUUGAAGUGCAGAAAACGCAGUACUGUUUCGUAUCUGGGCCUACUCAUGGUCUGAGAGAAAAUGGGAGUAUUGCAUACUGGGUUUUUGGACCAGUACAUUCGGAUGCUGGGCUUUGUUAUAAUUCCCAUUAGCAUGGUUAGUGCCCAGAACUGUUUUAACUCUGGCACACUGGUGGGGUACCAGCUCCCUUUUGUGGCAAGGUGACUUGUUGCAUUUUGUGCCAGAUACUGCGCUGCAUAAAUAUUUGUUUGUGUAGCUAUCUGCCCUAAAAAAUCAUCCCCAAGGAACAGCUCCAUAAAAUCCUGGGAGUUAUAGCUGGUCACGUCUCCCUGAAUACCAGGAGUCGCAGUGAACAGAGGGAUGUCGGGGACAAAAUUGUUAGGGGGCACCCAGAUAUCAGCGCCAGGAGCAGUGCCAGGGGUAUCGUCACUUUCUUCAUCUGUCUCUGAGGCAGUGUCGGUUGCCUCUGAGUCGGCUGCUAAUAUAUUAUAUGCCUCCUCGGCACUAAACUUUCUAAGCAUGGUGAAAGCUUAAAAUUAACUUUAACUAAAUAACGUAUUUUUUUGUUUUGUUUUUUUAACUUUUUUUAUACUUUUUUUUGUUUUCUGAAUUUUUUUGAUACUUUUUUAAACUUUUUUAAAACUCUUAAAAACUUUCUAAAACUUCUAAAAACUUUUUUAAAAAUGAACCCCUGUGGGUAAAAACAGGAAUCAGAUCACCAUGCUUACACCUAGCGAAGCAGAAAUGCUUUGACUUAAAAUAAACUAAUUUUUUUUUCUCUUUUUUCCUUUUUUCACUUUUUUUAUACUUUUAUAAACGUUUAAUAACUUUUACAAACUUUUAAUAACUUUCUAAAACUUUUCAGCUUCCUAGCUACACUAAUGCUAGAUUCCCCAAUUCCCCCUAGCUUCAAUCCACCCCAGCUAACUAAUUAACUGAAAAUAAAAGUAAAAAAAAAUAUAUAUAAAUAUAUUUAACCCCUGAGGGUUAAAAAGAAAAUAAAGUUAACCCCUGAGGGUUAAAAAAAAAAACCUCUGAUCUCAGUAAAGUACUGUGAUCAGUAUUGUGAUCACUGCUGCCAGUGAUCAAAGGGUUAAACUUUUACAGUUAAAGGGGGUAAAAGGUUUUUUUUUAAAACUUUUAAACACUUUGUGUCUGUCAGGGACACAAAGUUUCAAACGAUCCGUCUCUCUCCACUUCUAAUCGCACACAGAGGUGGAGGGAGGAGGAUCAGAAGUCCCAGCUGCACUGUGAUCGCUGUGACUGGCUGUCACAGCGAUCACAUGUGCUGGGACAGCACUAUUGGCUGUUGCUGGGCUUCCUCAAACGCCGAGGCACCCAGCAACAGCGUUAACCCCACGAUCGCCUACCUUAAGGGUAAGUCUGCCUUGACGGAAAAUUUCCGUCCAGCGUCGUUAAGGGGUUAAACGUUAUGUUUUGUCUAAAUUGAUACUAUUAGACAAGCACUUAUCUAUUUGUUACCUUCUAUAAAAUCUCUCCAAAUAAUCAAUAUCCUUCUGGAGGUGGGGAGCAGUCGCACCCUGUUUGAGCUCGAAGAGAAAUCUGCAAAUCAGAGUAUUUUACUGUACUUUCAACUCAAUAAUCUUAAUCAAGAAGUUAUUAAAACUUUACUAAAGCUGGGGAGAUCAGCAUAGACCUCUUGCUCGGCUGCACAGACUUCUCUGGCGACUGGUCCUGCAACCUACUGACGGCCCUCCUGAAGGUAGAGACACUGAAAAGCGGACGAUCUCUUGGUUUCCUGCCUACCUGGACGCAGCACAAUGGUGGUAGUCCCUUUCUUCCGCCGGUGAGGGUCAUCCUGGCACCCAGAAACCUUGGGUCCUGUGGAAGCAAACUUAAAAGUACAACCACCAGGGUUUCACCACCUAAAAGUGUGGUUGCCUUGUGUACACGAGCACACCACUACCUACUAUAUCCAGGCUGGAUAGCCAUUUUUGCAACAUUCUGGGCGAAGCUUGCCAGCAGGAUGCGCAGCAACACAAGAUGACAGCUACUGCCUUACCUCAACAACCGUAUCGGGCUUGUGCUCCUGGUAUGGUGGGGAUUUUAAUGGUGAAGGGCCCAGAACCAAAACAGAGGCAUACACGAUCAAUUGUCACUGCCUAGCUAUCGCCUAGCUCUGAGGCCACGGCUCAAGUCGCACUAUCACAGAAGUGCCAGCAGUGGCGCGCACUGAAAGACAAAUGGUACAGAAACUAUCCUGAAGGCGCUGACCACCACAGAUGCGAGACAAAGAGCGGAUAGAGGGCUUACCGGUUUGUUAUGUGUGACUGUCUUACCUACAGAAGGUGUUACCAUGGGGGCCUCUGAGCACUGUUCUGGACAUUGCUUACCUACCUGGGGUACUAUGUGCAUACCACCUUCUACUUUAAACAUGGGAUCCACUAGGUUUUUUAUUUUUGUAACAUCUUAUUUCCAUUUUCCAGAAUUAUAUUCACAAGCAAUCCUGCAGUUCGUUAUUUCACUGCUCCUAUGUCAGUGUGCACAGAUCUUGCAGUUUUUUUUCUCUAUAUUCCACUUAUGCUCAUGCUGACACCAGAAUUUAGUGUUUUGCUGACAAGCUCCUCCAUCUUCUUUUUCCCCUUUUACAAAAAAAUGCAACAAUCUAGACAUGUCCUGUAGUUCACUUGCAAUGCCUUGUGUAAUUUAUAAUCUUGAUGUGUCAUUUACUUCACUGUUUAUCAGUGCAUUACAAAAAUAAAGAAUAAAUAACAAUAUCCUUCUGAAGAUAGUCUCCAGUACUGCGUACAAUACUCCAAGUGAGGUCUCACCAGUGUUCUGUACAAUGGCAUGAGCACUUCCCUCUUUCUACUGCUAAUACCUCUCCCUAUACAACCAAGCAUUCUUCUAGCAUUUUAUGCUGCUCUUACAUUGUCUGCCUACCUGUAAUUACCCCUUGUAACAGAUCCCCUAUACCCAGACUGAGUAUAUCCACUGUAGUUCUCCCAAAUCCCAAGUGAAGCAGUGAUUAAAGCUCUGAGCUACCCAAACAUCAGCCUAGACUUGAUGAAGGGUACAACAGGAAUCAUUUAUUCUGGCCUGCUUUUAUUAUACACAUCAGGGUUACAGUCAUACACGCCCAUGUAUUUCUGAGUCAGGAUGACUAAGCAUAAAAACAUAAAAAUGCCCCAAAACAUCACAAAAAUAUAUAAUAACCCCACAAAACUCACAUUAUUAAAUAGCCCUGAUCUGAGCUCCCAAGUUCUCCAAAUACUGCUCAGAUCCAUGCAGUGUAGGGGAAACUCCACUAUGUCAAAGUUCUGACCGGCCGCACAUAUGGUCCUUUGCCCAAAACAGUUCCAGGGCGUUUGGUGCUUUGGCCGGUCAACUUUCGGGAACUCCUGUGGCUGCAAUAUGGGGUGCUCUGCCUGGGUCUUGGGUAGCAUUUGUUCCCCUUAGUCUCAGACACCUUCCCUCCAAAAAAAAAACCCUCCUGGCAGAUUUAAGUCGUUCAAAACCCUUAAAGCAUGGUUACCUCAUGCCAAAAAAGUUCUAUAACAUUCGCAGCUAAGUACCGCUGAGGUGACUGGAACCCACAAGUCCUCAUGCUGAAAUUAGUUCCAUAGUGGUCACGGCUAGGUACCGCUGUGACUAUACGUGUGUUUGGUUCAUGCGAAUGGUCGCCAGAGAGCCAGCUUUCAGUUACAUCCCCCGAACCAGGGGAACUCAGGGAAAGCUACUAAUGGCGGUUGGGAAGAUUUAACUUCCAAACAGGGACUUUGUAUAUGUCCCAUAGUGGGCAGGAGGCCAGCUUCUACACUCCAUGAAUUCAUGGCAAAGGUCCAGGGCAGGGAGUGUUUGUCACAUAUUUUCCCCCUCCUGGGGAGACUAACCAGGCGCCAGACCUCGAAUCGGUCUGGGUCUGUUAGUCUGGUGGUCUAUUCCAAAAGUUGUAGUGACCCAGAGGACCUCCUGCCAAAAUCACCUGUUUAUACAUCAAGGGUCUUGCUGGGAAGGGUAACUGCUAUAAUACACUCCUGAGGCACCACGUUGUUGCUGGGAGUGGAGGAAGAAACUAUAUGCUCCCUGUUGUAUGUACUGCUGCUGGGGAAUGGGACUGGUGGUCUCCACUCCCUGGAGCCCAAUCUGCCACCGGGGAGAGAGACCAGUUGUCUCCACUCUCAGGGAUGCCUGCUGUUGCUGGAGAGAGGAACCGCAAAUCUCCUCUCGCUGUAAUUCAGUCUGCUGCAGGGGGGAGAGACCGGUUGUCUCUUCUCCCUGCCUGGUACACUGCCGCUGGGGAGUGAGACUGACUGUCUCCACUCCCAGUGAUGCUUGCUGCUGCUGGGAAGAGGAACUGAAAAUCUCAUCUCCCUGUAACUCUGCCUACCGCUGGGGAGAAAGACCGGUUAUCUCCUCUCCCUUUAACUCACACUGCCGCUGGGGAGUGAGACUGACUGUGGCAAACCUAACACUGCCACUGGUUCUUGGAGGGGCCUUUUUGCCAGCCUCCUGCCCUGUGACUAUGGCCCUUGUAAUGAACUUUGGGUUAAAGACUCUGGUUGUGCCUCUUGGACUUAACCAGGAACAAUUCGGACUUUCGAAGCGGCACUUCGAACUCCCGAAGCCAUUCAAAGUGACAUUAGGACACGUGGUAGCAACCAUCUUGUUUAGUCGAAAGCAUCCAGCGGUGUUUGGUCAUCAAGUGCAUGGAACUCAAAUUGGACACUCGACAGUGCGAACACCGCUAAACUUUUACCUUCCAUGGAUGUUUGGCUAUUCGAACAGGAGUCGAACGGCGUUCGGUAAGAAAGAACUCCUAUUAAGAGACCUACUCUGACUGUACACCCGAACGGCUACGUUCAGUAUUUUGAACUUUACUUCGAAUUCCUGAAGUAGCCUGAUUCUCUGGAACUGUUUUGGACAUGGAACCAUGCAUGCGGUCGGUCAAAAUGUGACUUCCAUAAAAUUCCUGAAGCCCUGAACUGAUCUAGGUGACUUUUGGAUAUGUUGGUCACCCAGAUCAGGGCUAUUAGGGGAUGUAACAUUUGUCGGGGGUUUUGUGUUUUGGGGUUUUAUAAAAAUGUUUUUUCUGCCUGAGAUAAUUGAGUUUAUACAGUAUCUGACUCAAUUAUCUCCGAGGCAGAGGGGAGGGAUUGUAUGUUUGUUAUAGGAGUAUCAUGCAUUUAAUCACUGUUCCUUUUGGUCUGCCUUUGUGUUGGAGUCCCCAACAAGGUUCAUGUGGGCGUACCUCUUGCAUGGGGAUUGUCAUAAAAGGCCAGUGUGGCACCAUUAAAAUUCAGUUCCUCUUCACACUCAAGUCUCAUAUCAUGUGUGGAGGGGACAGCUAUAUUCGCUCUGUGGAUUGCUAUACUCCUUAUACUCGCCUGGGUUUUAAUCACUAGCUCUUAUAAGAGCUGUUGCUGCUACGCUCUCUGGAGUAGAAGAGGUUCACCCACUGGAAGCUGGACCCUGGUCUUAGGUCCAGGGUUGGUGGAGGAUGGCGAGACUCCGACCAAGCUGCGGCAGUUCGUGGGUCUACAGUGCUUAUGGUGUCUGGUAGAGUGCUUGGAGUCGGUGAGCACUUGGUGCAUGGACUGACGGAGGCAUCCGGUCGAGGGGUGCCAGGCGGUCCGUCACACCAACCAUCUCCGCGCCCAGGGAUGCUUGCUGCUGCUAGGAUGAGGUACCAACAAUCUCGUCUUCCUAAGACGCUGCCUGGUGCUGGGUAGUGAGACCAACUAUCUCCACUCCCAGGGAUGCUUGCCGCUGCUGGGAUGAGGGACCGACCAUCUCCACUCCUAUGGAUGCUUGCUGCUGCUGGGAUGAGGGACCGACGAUCUCCAUUCCAAGGGAUGCUUGCUGCUGCUAAACAGAAUCUAGUAGGUGUUGGUAGUCUUGCUCCACUUUCCAUUCAACCAUGACCAGAAGGGUGAUGUCUAGUCUCAGCCCGUAGUAUCGGGGAGCUCCAGUGCGUCCACUAGGUGUUCCUGUAUGUCCCAAUACCAAGACUCUGCUGUGCUACCAAAGGCAUUGUCUUCCUCCAAUGCCUCCCAUAGCAGACCAGGGCCGUCAUAGUAGUCUCCCUCUGGAGUAUCGCAAUCAGUCAUCCAAGGGCCCCUCUGGACAGAGUAACACCGUAGUGUCCGGUAUGCCUCGUCCAGUCACAAUUCCAACCAGAACAGGCGCUGGAGUUCCAUGAUCCACUCUUUAAGAGGCUGCUUUCCAAGGAAAGGCAUCCUCAGUGUCUCUUGUUUCCGUUGUCGCUGUUACGGCUGGGUAGUCUCACCAUGAAGCUCAUGUCCACUCCAGGGCCUCAUGCCAGAGCUCUCGCCGUAACACUUCUCUCCAUACUAGAUCCCCAUCUGCUGAAACAGAGCCAUACUCCGGGGCCAAGGUGUUCUCUAGUCUCCUUCCUCAUAUGGGGACACUGCCUGGGGGCUAGCUUGCUCCUUUCAAAUACUUCCUCAUAUGGGCACACUGCCUGGGGGCUAGCUUGCUCCUUCUCCCGAGUUUCUCUUCAGACUGGGACGCUGCUGGACUCUUCACUGCAUUUCUUGGUUUGGGAUAUCCAUUUGGGAGAAAAAUCUUGCCGCUUGCCACUAAUGUAACGGAUCCCCUAUACUCAGACUAAGUAUAUCUGCUGUAGUUCUCCCAAAUCCCAAGUGAAGCAGUGAUUAAAGCUCUGAGCUACCCAAACAUCAGCUUAGACUUGAUGAAGGGUACAACAGGAAUCAUUUAUUCUGGCAAGAAAGCCUGCUUUUAUACACAUCAGGGUUACAGACAAACACGCCCAUAACUCACAACACGCCCAUAACUCACAACACGCCCAUAACUCACAACACGCCCAUAACUCACAACACGCCCAUAACUCACAACACGCCCAUAACUCACAACACGCCCAUGAAUUUCUGAGUCAGGAUGACUAAGCAUAAAAACAUAAAAAUGCCCCCCAAAAUCUUAAAAAUAUAUAACUCCAUCCUUAAAUAGUCCUGAUCUGUUCUCCAAAUAGCGCUCAGAUCCAUGCAGUUUAGCGGAAACGCCACCUGGUUAAAGUUCUGACUGGCCGCACACAUGAUCCUAUGCCGAAAACGGUUCCAGGGCAUUUGGAGCUUUGGCCGGUCAACUUUCGGGAGCUCCUGUGGCUGCAAUAUGGGGUGCUCUGCCUUGGUCUUGGGUAGCGUUUGUUCCUCUUAGUCUGCCACCUUCCGUCCAAACACUGCUCUCCUGGCGGAUUUCAAAAUAGUUUAAACCCCUGGACCAAGUUCUCUCGACAUGUUUUUUUUUUUUUUUGAUAAUUGUCACUUAUAACAGUAUUUUAAAUGGAUCAUUACAGAGCAUUAUAGAGUAAGUGAACAUCUGAAAAUGAAACUUUUUUGUUUUUUAAAUGCAGGCUGUCCGUCACAGCCAGGGGAGGUGUGAAACAAAAAAAAUCAGCAAAGCCAGGAUAACCUCUUAACGAUGUUCAUAUAAGCUACAAAGCGAGUGUAAGGGAGAUCAGGAAGAAGAAUGUACAACAUAGCUGCUACUUAAUUACAAAGAUACGAUGAUGCUACAAUACCUGGAGUCAAUGUUCACUGUAUUGAUGAUCUUUUCCCACAAAGUAAUCUAAGAAAGGGGCGUAUUCAAGAUCCGUCUGGGUGAACAAGAUAUUUUGAAGCUGCUCCGUAGGCGGAACUAACUGCUGAAAUAUGAUAGGCUAAAGUGAAGGUGGGCUCUACCACCUUUAUCAACCAGACACUUUCAGUUUUAAAGUUUCUCCCCUGACGAAGGUGCUUCCAAAGCACUGAAACGCACGUCUGGAUACUUUCUCACAUCACUUAGCACUAUGCACUGAUCUUCAUUUUUCUUCAUUCACCAUUUAUUUAUAACAAAGAAAUGUAAAUAAGGGGAGGUUUGUACCAAGAAUCUAUAGAUAGUCAGAGAAGAUAUUGACCUAAUUGCAGCUAUAGGGACAUAUUAUUUAACAAGCACCCACGCAGGUGUCCUAAGGAUCUUUAAAGGACCACUAUAGGCACCCAGACCACUUCAGCUUAAUGAAGUGGUCUGGGUGCCAGGUCCAGCUAGGAUUAACCCUUUUUUUUAUAAACAUAGCAGUUUAUAAAUGGGUUAAUCCAGCCUCCAGUGGCUGUCUCAUUGACAGCCGCUAGAGGGCUUCCGCGCUUCUCACUGUGAAAAUCAGUGAGAAGACGCCAGCGUCCAUAGGAAAGCAUUGUAAAGGAGCAUUGAAGAGGAGGAGAGCUCCCCGCCCGCCGCUGGAAAAAGAGGUAAGUUUAACCCCUUCCUCCCCCCCUCAGCGCCACAGGAGUGGGACCCUGAGGGUGGGGGCACCCUCAGGGCACUAUAAUGCCAGGAAAACUAGUAUUUUCCUGGCACUAUAGUGGUCCUUUAAGCCGAAAUAGCCGCAUCCAGAUGCGUACAUGGGAAGCAUGCACGUACAGCUCACUGGACGAGGAGGCUAGAAAUCCAGUAGCUCAAAGGGUAAUAGCUCUUCCAAUAUCCCUUAUCCAGUAUUGUUUUGGGGGGAUUUUGAUAUGUAGGUGCAUGAUAUGUACCACAAGAAUUAUUGUCCUUCCUUUUGCCCUGAUCCCCUGUAUGUUUGUUAGAUUAUCGACAUAGCUAUUCAUUACCGCUGCUGUAAAUCGCCCUACAUAUGCAGAUUUCCUCCAAUAUUAUAUUCUUUUACUUGUUUGCUCUAAGCACUUGGUGAUCGAUGUUACCUCUUUUUUUUAGGAUUUGAACUGUAUACUCCCCUGUGUUGCUCCAAGCCAGUCAACCUAUACCUCUUUAACCCAAUAGUACCACAGUUUCAAAUUGGACCAUUAUCUGGAGAUUUAACUAGACCAUAUGUAAUUUAGAUAUCUACUCCUUGAGACCUAUGUAUUUGUUUGACAAUAGAGACCUUAAGCUGUUGACCCGCACUCAGUUUUUUUUUUUUUGUUUUUUUUUUUAUAACUAUAUGGAUAGGAUCAUUUAUGGGUGAUACCUUUUAGGCAAUGAUGAUAAAGCCUGCUGUUUUACCAAUUAAAUAAUUUUACACCUACCUUUUACUAGUUAGCUUUAAAUUCCUUACAUAGUUACAUAGUUAUAUAGCUGAAAAGAGACUUGCGUCCAUCAAGUUCAACCUUCCUCACAAAUGUUGCUGUUGAUCCAAAAGAAGGCAAAAAACCUGGUCUGAAGCGCUUCCAAUUUUGCCACAAACUAGGAAAAAAUUCCUUCUUGACCCCAAAAUAGCAGUCAGAUGUCUCCUUGGAUCAAGCAGCUAUUACCCCACUAAUUAGACAUUAUAUCCCUGUAUGUUAUGUUUUUGUAAGUAUUUAUCCAAUUUCAGUUUAAACAUCUGGACUCUGACAAAACCACCUCUUCAGGCAGAGAAUUCCAUAUCCUUAUUGUUCUUACUGUAAAAAAAACCUUUUCUUUGCCUUAGAUGAAAUCUCCUUUCUUCCAGCCUAAAUGUGUGACCUCGUGUCCUAUGUAUAGCCCUGUUUAUGAAUAGAUUUCCAGAUAAAAGUUUGUACUUGCCCCGAAUAUAUUUGUAUAAAGUUAUCAUAUCUCCUCUCAGGCGCCAUUUUUCCAAACUAAACAGAUUUAAUUUUUUUAACCUUUCAUAACUAAAAUGCUCCAUUCCUUUUAUCAAUUUUGUAGCUCGUCUCUGGACCCUCUCCAGUGUCAUGAUAUCCUUCUUUAGAACAGGCGCCCUCGUUAAGCGUUAUGUUGUACUCACCUUUAUUAGCCUGUUAACUGAUUAGUACCCAAGAAGAAUUUCUUGGAGAAUUUCCUUGUUUCUUGAUUCUAUAAAAUAAUUCAGAUUACUGAAAUACGACUAAAACUAAAUGGCUUUUUAGUCAAGACUGACUAAAACAAAAUUGAAAUUUGCCGCCAAAAUUAACACUGAUCUAUGCACAAAGCUAGUUUGGUGACUAUAGUAUAGUGCCAAUCUUCUGUGUGUACCAUACAAAUAAAGCGGUCUAUUUAUCACCAUGCAGCUACAUUUUCUGCAUGUACAAAAGUUGACCUUUUUAUCUCUUGCUGUGGUUUUAUGUAUUACUACCUGAUAUUUAUUCGUUGCUUUCUGUAUUAAUUUUAAGAACUAGUAUACAAUAUGUGGUCUAAUUGAGAGUAAGAGUCUUGCAGUUUGCUUUUCACUUUUUAUUUUAAUAUUCUACUUGUAUUCAUAUUCAAUAUAUUUUAACAUAUAUUGUGAUAUUUCUUUUUUUAACUCACACUAUUUUUAUCGUACCCUAGUAAAUGUGGGAUUUUAAUCUGGUUAUACAAAAUGACUGGCAUGACGUUCCUUCCAGAAUUCGUUAUCCUUAAGAGUUUUGUGUUGACGAUUGGAGAUAAGUAAAGUAAUUUUAGAUGGAUGGAUUGAGAUUAGUCUGGCUAAAAUUAAUUCCUGAGUUUGCCUGGUUUUAAGAUAGUGUAAUGUAAUUGUGAUUCAGAGGUUUCCUGGGAUGUGAUGAUGUCUAUACCAGUAUAAUCAACUUUUCAAGCUCAAAAUAAACCGAAAAGAAGUUACCAACGUAAGACUGAGCAAUUACAAUAAUUUGUCAGAUAGGAUUUCUAGCGUUUAUGAAGGUGUAGGGAACAUGCUAAAGCAACCCAACUAGGGCAGUCUUUUUUUUCUGGUGGUAGGUACAAUGGAAAAUAGUAGAAAGGUAGCAGCACCAUGUGGGUGUCCGAAUUGGAAUAAGUCAACAUGCAAAAUAAGAGGACAGGAAACACAAUAUAAGGUAGUAUGCACUUAUAGUAAAAUUGCACUUUUUGGUGCUUCUGAUCAGCUCAAAGUAUUAGCAUUUGGGUGGUACAAUCCCCACCUGUUGAUAUGCUGGUAGGUGAUGUCUCUGCAAAAGAUCUGUACAGGUCAGGUCUCAAUUGGGGCAUAUGGAAAUCUUUCUUUACAAAAGUAGUAGCAGCAAAUCACCCAUGUGAGUGUUUUAUAAAAUAAAUAAAGCAAAAUAGUGCUCACUGACAAAAGGUGAUAAAAAAAAAUAAUAAAAGGAGAGGUACUUACAUGAGGAAAACAAAAAUAGGUUUUGUUCAGUCCUAAUGUCAUAGGUGGUAUCCCCACCAAUGAUAGUCCGCUUGAUAAAAUCUUAGUCUGGAAGGUCCAAGGUAAGUAUGAAGUAUUGGAAUUAAAAUCAUACAAAGUAAAUUAUACUGAUGUGUGUAACGGCACCCCCAGGCAUAAAAGGGUUAAACUGCCGUUUAGUAGAUCUUCCCUUCCAGAGACACAGGCACAGCUACUGCAGAGCACCAAUCCGCCAAACAGGAAACCAUAUGAAUGCUGUAAACAGCCGAAUAGGAAAAACCAUACGAAUAGGUUUACACUCCUAGCAGUCGAACUGGAACAGCAUACAAUAAAUCCCCCCAAGAACGAGACAAAGCUCUGUGUUGAGGUCAAGCAGUGAACAGACAGAGCUGUGGGUUUAUUGUUCUUAUGUACACAUUCUUACACAUUAGUACCACCCACAGGGUUUUGGAACACAACCAAUAAACACAUACAAUACACUCAGACACUCCCACACAAAAUUCUCCCCUCUGCCUGUGAUUCAAUUACCCUACACAAUGGGUAAUGUAAUUAUAACAAGCAGAGAAAUACAAUUUUUCCACAUUAUUCAUAACUUGAAAAGUAUGCAUCACGUUCACAUAUAACUUACAUUUUCAGAAUCCGCAUACUCCAAAUACAAACAUACGUCAAAAUCAUACAAAUUGGUCCAGUGGUUCAAAAGAUAGAUCGUAGUCCUUUGUGACCAAAGGAAGCAUGGCUUUUCUGCCCAAAACCCGUUCCACAGAGUCUUCUAUCCUGGAGAUAAUUGUGAAGUAAUCAAAUUAUCUCCAAGUACAGAGGCAAAACUCCAUUGAACACAUGGCAGCAAAAGACAAUAAAACACAUAAAAACAUAUAACUGUGCAGCCAUUGCACAAAACAGGUACAUUCAACAUAUCCCCAGAUAGCUCAGAUCUGAGCGCACAUUACUGAAUGGCGCUCAGAGCACACACAUACAGUUCAAUUGCCAUGAAACCAAAGUCUUUCCCAUAGUCUUUCAUUAUACGAAUAGGCUCCAUGGCAUAGCUAUCUAGGGUAUCUCCGCUCAAACAGGGCAAGCACCAAAUGACCCGGCUUUCAUGUCUUUGCAGGGAAAAAUCAAGCCUUUUAACAUGGGCCCAUAAUCCAAAGGCAACAGGCGAGCAACCAGGCUUCUCCAAUGCAAUGUGGCGAGAUUGGUCUCGUCACAAUGUGUUUUGCCAAACUGUAGUUUUUUUCAAAAUGUUAGACAUAUGAAACACUCCUGUUUAUAUAGAAUACAAAUUUAAAAAAAAUUUAAUGUCAAUCAUGUGACAGGAUAAAUCAAUUAACAUAUAAAAUAUUAAAACCAAUGUAAAGCUUUCUAACAAAGCUUUCUUUUAUAUUUAAAAUGGAUUGGUUGGACACACUAACAAAGAACUCCUGGCCAGAAAAUUUAUCUUGACCUGGAGAUCAUAUAUACUCACCCUAGACGAAUCUUAAAAGACAAAGGUGAAAACUACUUUGGCAUACACGGCAUGGUUCCCUGCUGAGGUGCUGGGGGGUCAAGAUCCCCCCCAAGAUUAAUUACUUGAAGUUGCUUUUUUCACCUUACUCUCUGGCACUUGCUUACAGUGGUGUUGGAGGGAGGUGUGUUAGGGCAAACCGGCAAUUAGUUUACUCUGUUCUGUUUUAUUUAGUUCAGUUUUUCAAUUUACGCUUUGAUGGCGUAACGGAGCACUAGAACCGUGGAGCUCUUUUGGUGUACCUUCUCCUGCUCUUCGUUGAAAUGCAAACUAUUGCUUACCCAAUGUCGUGUAUAUUUGGAGAGUUCGCAGUAGUUGAACAUGUCGGCCACCUUCAUCAAAAUGGUUACAAUUGUAACAGGACUACAAUUUCUGCCUGGACUCCGUUAACAAUACAUAACCUGGAUAUACAAAAGAACCGACUUGCUUUUUUUAUGCGAAUUACUAUUGCCCAAAAACAAAUCCAAACUACCGAACACCGGACCACCCUGAUGUGAAGUUAAGUGGUAUUUUACCUCCCAGACCGGCGCAUCCGUUCGCAUGGUUCAGCAUGAAUCCUUUGUGUAAAGUAUAGGUGGCUGCCAUUUCGGGACUUUGCACGUUUUAGCGGCCAUCUUACGCACGAACAGCGGUGUUUUGCCAUCAAUCGUGUGGAACUAAAAACGGAUACGCAAACAGGCGAACACCGCGGAGACCUCUGUGACAACGUAGAUUCAUGCUGAAACUACCUAACAGCCGGCCGUUCGGUAGAAAGACUAAACCAUGCAUGGGGAUUCUGGCGAACGCCAAGAUAGCUGUGGAUGGCAAGAUUUUCAUGGGUUUUCAAUGCACGAACGGGGACCGACCGCAAGGUCAAAACUUGUGGAACUAUUUUCGGCUAAAAAGUCUGUGCGGUCGGUCAAAACUUCAAAGACCCAUAACUCCCGAACGCUUUAACCGAAUGGGCUGGAUUUCUGAUAUGUUGUCCCACUGAACAAGAGCUACUGGAUUUAAGGGUGUACUCCCUGGUUUUGGGGUACAUCCAGAACUUGGGUAAAAUUGUGUGUUAUAAUUAAAUGUUUAUCUGAGAGGAGACGUGGGGGUUGUACCAUGUGUGUGAUUGGGUAUUGUUAAUUAUGAAGGUGUAGCUCUUUCCAGGGCAGCAUUGCAUAAAAGGAGACCCCUGUCAAUAAACAUCAGUUUUCCUUGACCCUUCAAAACGUAGCCUUGUCUCGUUCUUGAAAGGGGAUUUAUUGUACAGUUACUCUGCUCCAUUUUAGUUAUGCCUGACUCUACCCUUGGAUCUCGUGGAUGGGAAUAAGAACUCCAUUACUACACAGCAGCUUGCCAGAAAAAGGACGUCUCCAACGGCAGAUACCCCCUUACCAGCUGGGUAGCCGUUAAAACAAUGUUCCAUUGAUAUCCUACUGGUAAAUGCUAAAGCUCAACCUCUUAACAAUGAUCUAUUUGGUUUUGUAAAACUUGUUUUGUUUGUUGAGGAAACUACAAAAUAGGGAAUGUAACUGAUUGAAUAUCACUUUCCAAUUAUCAAUGAGCCAUGACUGCUUUUAAGUUGUCAUUCGUGCCGUAUUUUUGUAUCUUGCAUUCACAAUAAAUAGUUUUUUGAAAAAAAAAAAACUUACUGAAUGAAAUAGCUGGCUAUAAGUGGAGAUAGUAUAUGGUAAUUGUAAAAGUGAGUACAAAAUUAGAAAAUAUAAGUGAAAUGGGCUAGGUCCCCUUAAGGGGAGAUUCCCAAUAUAGUCACCUUUCACCUACGUCUUAAAAUUGGCAUGGCGAUGGCAUCACAUGAUCAGUGUGGGAUGCGGCUAACUGUAAAAUAAAAAGAAAAAAGAUGGGAAUUGAAGGAGUCCUAUAAAGAGGGGAAAGUUGGGGGAAAAAAAGGACCAAAAAAGGAAUAAAGAUGUUGAAACUAAAGAUGAGGUCUGUACCUUUCCAAGAUGGUGGAAAGGCACAGAGAAAGAGGUGCAUGAUUGGGGAUGGUAGUUUAAAAGACGAAAAAAAGGAAGGUGAUAAUACAUAUACAAAUUAUAAAACCACAGAAAUAAAUAUUAUAAAUAGAAAUGGAAUAAGUAGUAAAAUAGAAUUAUAUUAAUGACUGUAGGACAUCGUAUGGACAUAUGAGAAACAGGAAUUAAAAAAAUAAACUAAAAAGCUAAAAAAUUUACAAACUAUAUUAAACAGGCAAAAAUAAUAAAAAUAUACAUAGAAACAAGGAAUUCACAGAAAAUUAUGGUAAAACAUAAGACAAAUCAUAAACCAUUAAAAAGAUCAAACUCUGCAUUUAACCGAUGGGGUGCCAUAAUAUUUAAAUAAAAAACCCAACUCAUCCUGUCACGGGGGGGGCGUUCGGAGGGUGGCUUACACAGGAGGGGAUGGGCGUCAACGAUAGCAAUGUACUGACUGUAGGAUCAUGACGCUAAAACUCACUUUUCUCAAUGUCAAAGGUAUGAAUUUCCCUAAGAAAAUGCAACUAAUGCCUAGGGAAUUGAAACGCCUGCACCCGGUCAUCGCAAACAUGUCAAGUUCUCCCUUAGGGAUCACAACUACACCAGGUCUACCGAGGCCAGGGCUUAGAACAAACGUAACUGGGUGGCUAUUCUGAUACAGCAUAGGUGCCCCCUCCGGGUUGCGGACACUAAAGUUGACCCAGAUGGACGGUACAUUAUACUUUCGGACAGCCUGUGCUCCCAAAUAGUACACAUAAUCAACGUAUAUGCACCGAACGCACCAGUGGCCAGCUUCUGGAGGAAUGUGUAAGACAAAAUUCACUCGCUACCACGUGGGAUGAUUGUACUGGGAGAUUUCAAUGCAGUGCCAUGUCCGGCCGUAGACAGGAGCACCCGAAGAUGUGGUCCCAGGGUUGCGGUGCACAAGACAAAUUAUUGCACAAGUUCAUGAGGUUGUCAGGCCUAGAAGACAUAUGGAGAGCCCAGCACCCGGGCGACAUUGACUAUUCAUUUUAAUCUGCCCAACACCGUAUGUAUUCGCGUAUAUAUCUAUUCCUGGUGAGUGAUUUCAGUGUGGUGCGGGUCGUCAGAUCUACUAUGGGAUCCAUCACCUGGUCAGACCAUGCAGACGUUAACCUAACAUUCGGAUACCUAGGAGUGGCAUCGCCUUGGACGUGGAAGCUCAAUGCAUCCCUCCUGUGCGACACCUCCAUAGUAGAAAUGGUAUAAAAAGACAUUACAGCAUACUCCGCUACCAGUGAUAGCCGAGAUCUGGCCCCAGGAACAAUUUGGGCGGUGCAUAAGGCGGUAAUUAGGGGGCACACUUAAUAGGCUGGUGACCCACAGGAAAAAACAAAACCCAGGUGUCAACGCAACUGUUGGAUUUGUUGAGGUCACUAGAACCACAACAUAAAACGGAUCUGAAAAGGAGAUUGCUUGCUUGACCGCUUAGAGGCAGUGAGGCGAUCAGUGAACAAGUUGCUCUUGGAUGAUGCAGCUCAAAAUAUUGUAUGGUCCAAAUGGACCUUUUACGAAAAAGCAAAUAAUGUGGACAUCCUCCUGGCCCGCUCAUUACGCCAGAGACUGGCAUGACAACACUUUACCUCCCUCAGACACCCUGACGGGUCUAUCAAUACUAAUCCUAUUGACAUAGCCUUGGUUUUUAAGGAGUAUUAUAAAUCCCUCUAUAAUCACUCCCCUGUAGACCAAUGCCAACAGGGGGGGAGAGGUAAACCUCACUAAAGCAUUUAUCGAACAUCUGGGAUUACCUAAAUUGACACCAGAGGUGACGCUACUACUUGACUCACAACAAGCGACGCAGGGGACAGAGCAAUAUCUGGACUUAAAGGGGAAAAAAAUCCCCAGGACCGGAUGGAUUUGACAGUUACUAUAAAAUCUUCCUCGAGGAGCUGACUCCACGAUUAGUGACCCUUUUUAAUGAUUUCCGAGAUGGAGGCUUCCCUACAGGCAAAUGUGUCUAGCUACGAUAGUGCUCCCAAAGCCCGGCAAAGAUCCACUGCUCACCGAACAUUACAGACCCAUAUCACUCAUUAACCAUGAUACGAAAAUAUUCGAAAAUCCUGGCAGACCGAUUGAAUCCCUUAUUGGCGAAACUAAUGCUGACCAAGUUGGUUUAUACAGGGCAGGCAAUUGUUCGAAAACACACGCAGGAAUAUAGACCUCAUUUGGCACUAGGUAGCCACCAACACCCCCACCCUCAUUGUUUCUUAAUAUGCUGAAAAAGCAUUUGAUUGGGUCAAGUGGCCCUAUCUUUUAGUCCUCCUCACUUUCCUAGGUUUCCCAGACUCUUAUGUCCCCUCCAUAAAAGCUGUGUAUUCUAACGUAAUGGCACAGGUACGCGUCACCGGAGCCCCCCCCCCCCCCCGUCCCCCCUUCUAUUCGUCCUAUUUUUAGAACCACUCUAGCAAGCACUAAGCAGACACCCGAAUGUUCGGAGGGUAGUGGUGGGAGGGCCGGAGUUUGUGGCCUCAGCUUACGCUGAUGACGUUUUGUUGACCCUAACGAAACCUAGUACCUCCAUGGCGGCAGUCAAGGAUAUUCUCACUUGAUUUGGACUAAUAUCAGGGUAUAAAACAAACAUGACCAAAUCUAGCACUAUCCCGAUAGGGAUGUCUACGGAGGACACGGCAUCUAUAUGCGAGGCUCAUUCUAUACAGAUAGCCAAAAGAUCAAUCUCUUACCUAGGGAUCAAACUGACUUCAGACCCCACAAAAUUAUACGAACUAAACUACCCCCCUUAAUGAAGGUCCUUACUAAUUACAGGGAGAAGCCUAUCACUUGUAUUGGUCGUAUACACUGUAUCAAAAUGAACAUAUUACCAAACUUGCUUUUCCUAUUCCAAGCUUUAACCUUUACCCCUGGGUUAGCACCACUUCAAAAAGCGAUAGGUGAUUUUAUUUGGCACACCAAGAAACACAGGGUGUCGCGAAACGUAUUGUACCGCCCAAAACGACGGGGUGCCCUGGGUCUUCCCAACCUGUACUUUUGUUACCUGGCAAGUAGCCAUGUGGCACACCCCCUUGGAGGCGAGGAAGUGGGUGGAUCUCGAUUAGCUCCUGAUGGGAGCAGACCUCCCACAAUACAAUAUGUGGGUACCAAAGGAUUUCAGGCCUUUGAUGCGGACAUCGUGCCCAGCCUUCUUAAAUUCCUUUCGGCUGUGGGACGCAUCAGCCCCGAAGUAUAGUCUGGCCUCCUCCCCCUCCCUACUUAUGCCCUACCUGAGGAAUAGAGCAUUUGCCCCGGGCCUGACAGCUCAUGACUUUCGACACCUGGAGCAAGCGGGGUUACAGAGAAUAUGCCAUCUAUAUGAGGACAGGAAAGUCAUCCCAUUUGAUGUGCCCAAACAACCGCAUCACCAAGUCUGCAGGCUUCUUUAGUGAAAUCUGCAAUUUGCAGAUAUCUAAACAGCCCCACACUAGUGAUGCAGCACACACUGCCCUGACAUUUUUUCGAGAGGUUAUGCCUAAACGAAUUGUCACCUAAGGGACUGAUCACACAACUGUACGCCCAACUCUGUAUGGAGACGAAGGACUGUGGUAGCUUGACCUAUAUCGACCACUGGGAGGAGGUGGAGGGCAUCGAAUGGCAAGAGAUUUGGGAAGCUAGUGGCUCCUCCAUAUGCGUGUCUAUGCAGGAACAAUCCUUUAAGACACUAUUUCUGUGGUAUACCCCGCCGGUGAAUGCAAAAGGUACCGAAUGACAUGUGUUGGAGGAGUUGCAGCCUUAGGGGCACCUACCUUCAUAUGUGGUGGGAAUGUCCCAAAAUCAAGGUCUACCAGGAGUCAAUUGGGGAAGUGGUGAGACAGGAUUUUCAAAGCACCAACUCGGUAGAGGGCUGGCCCAAACAUAAACUAAAGUUGUUACAAGAAAUCGCAUUGGCGGCCUGCAGAGCAGUGGCUCAGUACUGGCUAAAAAUAGAACCUCCACCCCCAUCAGAGGUGAUGGUUAAUUGUCACGACUGUUAGUGUGGUGCAACAUGCAGAAACUAUGUAAACAUAUACAUAGAAAAUGAAAAGGAAAUAAAAAGGAUAGAACGUAAACCGGUCCUUAGAAUGGCCGGACUAAUACGUUAGACAGAAUGAUCAAAGGGAAAGCCGAGGUCAAGGAAGCCAGAAAUAAAUACCGUUUAAACAAGCCAAGUCAGAGAAACCAGAAUUCAGAGUAACAAGGAACAGCCAAGGUCAAAAUACCGGAAUAUCAGAAUAACAAGGAUAAUCGCACACUCGGGAACCAGGAACAGGAAACCACGACAGGGCAAGGUACUGGGGUGAAUUGGGGAUCUAAAUAUCCCUCUCUAUGCUGUGAUUGGUCAGAAGAUGACCUCUGACUCCAGAAUGUGCGUCGGCGUUGACGUCACACGCACAUCAGUUUAAUUUUGGGAGGCGGAGCCCUGAUGGACGUAACCGCAUUUUCCGGGCAGCGUGGAGCAGGUAAGCUCAGCUUGUUGGCUCGAUCAUGCCUGUCGGGCACAGAUGCGCCUCGCGGCGAGCCUGGAGCCAUAACAGCAAUUUAAAAGAUGUGUAUACUAUGGACGACCUGACAAAUGGUACUAGGUUCCGCUAGGAAGUUCGAUAAAAUAUGGUGCCCAUGGGUAAAUUAUCCACUUGCAGAUUGAGACAGACAGAGAUAAGUAUGAGCAUCGUAUACCACCUGGGUGGGUCAGAUGCGGACCAGUGUCGUACCUACCACGGUCGCAGGACCUCCCACUAGGCUCCUACACUUGCGACCCCUUCUCCCUUCUCCCUAUACAGUUUCAAAAUUGCAAAUAUCAUAGUAUCAUGUUAUAUGAUGCAACAUUACCCCACUAGCAUAUGAUGUAGUGUGCAAGCACUGUGGUCUAGGUCAAGCCCCAACUUUUCAAGUCCCAACUAACCAUAAAUACGUGAUGUAUUGAGAAUACUUGACCCAAUGUGCCCAGCUAACGGGUUACAUGCAUGACAAAUGCGGUGUUGCCUAUACCCCUGAUGUAUGCUAUGCCUGAUAAGUGUUUGAUAAUAUUGCGAUGCUAUGUAAUCAGUCUGUUGAUUGUCAAAAAAAACUCCUCUCCUUUUUACCUAAAAAAUAAAUUAUAUAUAUUUUUAUAUAUAAGGGCUAAAAAAAAGUUAAUGAAUAGAUAAAGGUACAAAGCCCUGAGCGUACCAGGAGAUCUAAUACCGACUCUUUAGUGGAGAGAAAUUCAACAGCAUAAAAAUUUCAGCAGCAUAAAAUAUAUAUAUUAUAGGUGCAGAGUGGAAAAAGAAUAAAGUAGCAUAAAAAUUACUUGGUGGGAGUAGGAAAAGAUAUAGAACAUGUAAUAUGCAGAAGAGAUGAUAAAAGGUGAAGGACCUAUGUAUGGGAAGUAUAAAUAUGUGUAGAGAUCUGUAUAAAAAUAAAACUAUAAAAAGAAAAAAGGUGAAUAUAGAGUAGAAAAGUGUACUAGAAAACCAAUAGAACAAGGGGGUCUAGUGAAAAACAGCAAAAGAGCUGGGAGAUCAGUGAAGAAUCAAACAGAAAAUCAGAAAAUGUGCAGACAUAAAAUAAAUUGGAGAGGGGGCGGAGCCUGACCUCAGAGCUGCACAGACGCGAGUACCACGAGCUCCUGCUGAACGGGCGAAAUCUGAGGCAAAAUCAGCGGCUAUGGAGCCCACAGACUCACCGGGGUGCACUAACCACACUAGGAGUGCACCACUGAACAGAAUGAUGCCCAAUAGACGCCUGUCAGAACCGGGUAACCAGAACGCCAAGUGUGGCCUACUGGAGAAGGAGCUGGGGAGAGGCGGCCGAUCUCCCUGGAACCAGACCCAACAAGCGACACUGAGGGCCUUCUAUCCCCCCUCCUCCCUGGACCGGUGGGGGUUAUCCCGGUCCCCAACGCUAGCCCAGCUCCCACCCUACCGCAACCUCACAUCGGGAACAGCAGCAACGAAGCGGAGCAUAGACCACACAAGAUGGCGGAGGUCCCUUUACAGACCUCGCUAGCCCCCAGCCAAACUGAGACACACCUCGACUCCUUUGAUUCCAGGCUGGAGGCAAUAUUUCAAGCCUUUUGGGACAAGCUGCAGGCACACUCAAACAUCAACCAGCAUACACAGGGGUUGAAAAGAGGCCCAAAGGAGUUGGCGGGAAACCUUCCCGCGGGCAGAACACCUACUCUAGCAGCUCAAAAAGUAAAGAUGGCGCUACUACGGUAGCCUGCACAAAGAGCGGCACUCAAGCCUGCACAGAAGCGCAAGCCCAAGAAGCAGCUGAAGAGAGAACAGAGAGGGAGACUGCAGAGCACACCCCGACACAGGAGAUGCCACCAUGCAUCACGCAGCCGCCUACUUGAACCCCGGUUCGGCUGUCACCCAGUAUGUGACAAGCUACCCGCAGAUCCCAAUUUUUUUUACCUGGACCAUCAACGACCCGCGGUUGUGGGUCAACCCGGGUCAGGACUGUGCUGGACACUGGAGCUGGUGGGGUAGCUAUAUGGGGACAUGGUCAUGUAACACAGCACCACGCAGGAUGCAUAGCUUAGUGGGCAUAGGCUGACCACCCUACAUGAAAGCAGGGCCGGGCUACUACAUCCCAGGUCUCAUGUUAACCAUCACCCACCUAUCUCUUAUCUCUAACUAUGAACCAAGGGUCUAUUUAGCUCAUGCGGGUUCCCAUCUCUCGUUGUUUUCAACUCGUUUUCCCUUUGUUUUUUUUCUUUUUUUGUUUUUUUUCUUGCUCCCAUAGGUGGUACUAGUGGAACAUAACAUACAGUAGUUUAGCAUAAUAUAAGUAGCCUCCGUCCCACUUAAUAUGGUGCCGAGCCUGAUUGUCUCACUAAGAUUACUACUUUUAUUUGUAUACACUUGCAUCUGAGCAAAAUGUUAGCUAGUGACUGUUAAGCCUUAAAGGACCACUAUAGUGCCAGGAAAACAUACUCUUUUGUGCCCGGCUCUGGAAGGGAGAAAGGGGUUAAACUUACCUUUUUCCAGCGCUGGGCGGGGAGCUCUCUGCCUCCUCUCCUCCUCCGAUCCGCCCCGUCGGCUGAAUGCGCACGCGCGGCAAGAGCUGCGCGCGCAUUCAGCCAGUCGCAUGGGAAAGCAUUCAUAAUGCUUUCCUAUGGACGCUUGCGUGCUCUCACUGUGAUUUUCACAGUGAGAACCACGCAAGCGUCUCUAGCGGCUGUCAAUGAGACAGCCACUAGAGGAUUUGGAGGAAGGCUUAACCCAUUGAUAAACAUAGCAGUUUCUCUGAAACUGCUAUGUUUAUAAAAAAAAAAAAAAUGGGUUAACCCUAGAAGGACCAGGCCUAGAGUGGUCCUUUAAGUAUUAAUGCACAAAUGUAGUCUAUAGCUAUGUAUAUACUAGACAGAAUUUGCGCAGUGAGGCAUUUCUACUCCGUAAAUCCUCUUAUUGACAUAACUACCUGUAAAAUCAGUUACAUCACAGUGAAAGCUUAUGUAUAAUCUACUUUAUCCUGUUUCACAAUACUUAAUUUUCUUAAAAAAUAGUUAAAAGUAUUUCCAUGCCAUGCCUAAUGUACCAAUAUAUGACAAUGAUUAGUCUGCUGACGCUGUCGUGGCAUCGCAAACUUGGUUGUAACUACCUUCACUGCAAAAAUAAAGAAUUUUAAAAAUAAAUAAAUAAAUUAAUUGGAGACGGGAUAUUAUACUAAAUAUUGCACAAAUGUACUGGCCGCAAUUACAGGGAGAAUGACAAAGUGUCCAGACCUUAAAAUGCAAGGUCAGAGUAAUAGUGAGCACGGGAAAAGGCAAUAUAUUCUGCAAUAAAACCAUAUAAAUACCAAAUUGGUCCAAUAUGUAAUUAGCAGCAAAUAAAAUAAAAUAGAAACAGGUCCAAUAUGAAAGUAAUAAUAAAAGUCCAAUAAAAAAUAGCAGCAAAUAUAAAUUAGUCCAAAUUGAUAGGAAUUCUUGCGUCCGAAAAAAGAAUAGGCUCUACAGAACUUGUGCUGUAGCUGCAAAAAGCCCCAAGAAAGAAAAGAUAGUUGGAUAUUCUCUCACCUAGGACUCCUCUCUUCUGUUCUCAUCUUAUCUUUUUAUUUUAGUUAGCCGUGGCACUCACUGAUUAUGUGGUGUGGGUCACGACACCAUUUUGAUACACCCGCUCGGUGCUCAAGGUUUGUUCCACAUGAUUUUCCAAAGUGCCCUUCCAUCUCCCCUCCCUUACUUCAUGGCUCGGAACAGCUUUUAACAUUUUAAGCCCCACCCUCACCAAUUUUUAACAUGUGGGUUGAUGGCAGCCAUACCAUAACUCCCCUAAAGGGGCCUAGCCUAUUUCACUUAUUGUUUUUAGAAAAUUCAUACACUAUCCCCACUGAUAACUAGUUACCAUUGCAUUCAGUGGGAUUUUAUAUGGUUUUUAAUAUUUUAUACGUUGAUUUUUGUGUCACGUAUUAAACCGUUGCUUUUUAAAUUUGUAUGCUAUGUAAACAGGAGUGGUCCAUAUGUCUGUAACACUUUGAUAAAUCCUACUGUUUUACUUUGUAUUUCCAAUAAAAGUAGUAUACUUCAUACGUAUCUUGGACCUUCCCGACUUUUCUUAGGUUUUAUCAAGAGGACUCUCACUUCGAUAUCCUUGGUGGGGAUUAUACCACCUAUGCCAUUAGGACUGAGCAAAACCCAUUUUGCUUUCCUCCCAUUUAUUUUUAUCAGCUUUAUAAGUGAGCACUAUUUUUGCUGCUACGAUUGGAAGCAUGGAUUCUUAUAUGCCCCAAGUGGUGAUGGAUCUGUACACAUCUUUUCCGGAGACUCCACCGAACCAGCAUAUGCACACGUGGAUACUAAAAAUAAACUAGAAGUGCGUUUUCAUACUCUCCUCCCUGAUUAUAAGGACAUACAACACUAUUGUUUCCUGUCCCCUUAUUUUCCAUAUUGACCUUUUCCAAUUCGGAUUUGAGGACACCCACAAGGCACUGCUACCCUUCUAUUUUCCAGAAGCCUGAGCAAUCUCUAGUCUUGUUUGUUUAUUACACUAAUAUGUUGUUUUUCAAAGCUGAUUAAUUUUAUUUGCACACUCCUUGUGUUGCUGCUAUCCUCAUACUUCUGCAUUUAUGGGUUAAUUUUAAAGCUACCAUUUUAGCAGCCUAUCACUAUCAAAUUAGUCUGUUAAUGACUUGCCAUGCAUGACCUGGUGAUGCCCUUGACUGUUUAUAUCUGCCACUAUAUUGUGCACAAUAUACAGUUAAAGGCCUGAUGCAAGCUUACCCCAGUCUGUCCAGAUUUGGUAGGUAAUGCAAUCUUGGUCUGUAUCAUUUACAGUAAUGGAAAAAAAAGAAAGUAUAUCCUCCUUGAAUGCUUUGGCUUUACAUAGUAGGUCUUAAAAUUAGAACUGCCAAAAAGUCGGGUGUUGCCAUCCUUCUCUCCAGAACCACUCUAUUCUGCUUACUCGAGCAAAAAUAGAGCCCAGAGGCCAGUACCUUUUCAUCAAAGGGCAGAUUCAAAACCAACUUUAUACAUUCGUGGUAAUCUACACUCCAAACUACCACCAACACACAUUUCUUGCCUCUACCCUCAAACAUCUAGAGAACUUCACAGAAGGCACCAUUGUCCUUGGAGGGGCUCUGAACUACCCCUUAGAUCCGCUCAGAGAUAUGUCUAAAGGGGUGAGUACAAUGCUGCUACACCACAUCUGCACAUUUCAUAAAUCUAUGAUGCGCCUCCAUCUGGUGGACUGCUUGAGAGCACUUAACCCAGAGGAGCGAGACUACACAUACUACUCUGCGACCCACCCAUCAUAUUCUAGAAUAGACUACUUGUUUCUGAGACAGUCCCACCUCCUUCUACUCCUAGAUACGAGUAUCGGUAUAACUACGUGGUCAGACUAUGCCCCGGUUACACUCCGACUCCUGGCCCUGUUGCACUUACUGGUUGAACACCUCUGGAUACUUAAUGAAGCCAUAUUGCUACAUCAGGAACCCUACAGAACAUACGCUCCAACUUGACCCACUAUUUUAAGGAGAAUACCACUUAGACGUUUCCCCAGUGACUACUUGGGAAGCCCACAAGAGCAUGAUCAGAGGGCACCUUAUAUCACUAUGUACUCAGAGGAAAAAAGCCCAAUAAAUGUGGGCCACGACUCGCACGCAUGUUGAAGAAGCUACAGGAUAGAUUUCACAUCACCAAGAUUCAGGCUGGUGCCGGGAGUCCUUCUUCCUUCCCCAAAGAGAUAACGAAUGUGUUCCACAGUUACUACAACUCAUUAUAUAACAUAAAGGCUGCAAAGACACUCUAACAGAAGCAAUUCAUAUUCGAUUAUCUACGCAGAUUUCACCCGAAUAAAUUGGAGAGGCCAUCAAAGAUUCUAAAACUGGGAGGGCCCUGGGACCAGAUGGACUCCUGCUCCGAUACAAGAUAUUUAGCGAUGUCCUACUACCUCACAUGAUCACUUCUUUAGCGCCCUCACCAGCGAAGGGAAACUUGGCCCCGAAUUUAAACCGCAUAUCUGACGGUUUUGCCCAAAGAGGGGAAGGAUCUGGAGCUGUGCCCAAGCUACAGGCCCAUAUCCCUCCUCAAUUGUGAUGUUAGGAUCUUGGCCAAUGUCUUGGUGAGCUGAAUAAAAACCGCCUACUCUCCCUCGUACGUCAUGACCAAAGUGGGUUUGUACCAGGCAGGGAGGUGAAAGCUAAUAACAUCAGGCUUUUGAAUCUUUCACCUGGCACAGACCUCAAACAACACAGAUGAUUGUCCUUUCCAACGAUGCCAAAAAGGCUUUCAAUGGCAUACAAUGGCAAUUUAUGUUCUCAACGAUCCGGAAAAAGGUUUUCAAGAAAAAAAUCUGUUAAUGGAUUCAGUCACUAUUUACUUUUCAAUCAGUGAGGGUGCGCAUCAACAGCAGUUUUUUCCACACUGAUGCACAUAUCCAACGGGACUAGGCAGGGGUGGCCGCUAUCAACUCUGCUUUAACAAUGGAACCCUUCCCGAACGCUGAUCGGAACAACCCAUCAAUUCGGGGACUACAACAACUGGGCUUUGAACACAGUCUCUGCAUAUGCUGCUGAUCUUCUAUUCUAUGUUACGCAACCGUUGGUUUCACUGCCAAACCUGCUGCAGGAAUUGGAUGCCUUCAGCAAGUUGAGUGACUAUAAGCUCAACCUAGACAAAUCAGAAGCAAUGAAUACCCCCAUCAGAUAUCGCUCAGGUCAACCUCAAUUCCCAUUUUCAAGUUGCCAAGACUGCUUGAAAUACCUUUUGGAUAGAAGUCCCUGGAAUCUGACCAAGAUAUACAAAUAUUUCCAACCAAUGCUACACAGCUUCCAGAAAAAUAUGAAGGACUGGACAGUACCGCACUUCUCCUAGAUCAGCCGAAUUGAAAGCGUGAGAAUGAAUCUGCUGCCUUGCAUGCUAUACCUCUUCCAGACUAUACCAAUUCCGCUACCAAAGAAGUUUUUCGCCUCCCUGAAUUCAGCCUUGACUCAAUACGUAUAGGAAAAAAGAGGCCACGAUUUAAGUUAGAACUUGUAUGCCCAAAAUGCGAUGGGGGGGCUGGGUCUCCAGUCAUUCUGCGACUACUACAUGGCCAUGCAUUUAAGCCACAUAGUGGAAUGGCACAUGUCUUCACAGCAUAUAUGGCCAGCCCUGGAGCGAGGGAUGGUUUGGCACCAUAUUCCCUCUCUUGUAUGGCUAGGAGAGGUUGCUACUAGAGACAUCUGCAGCACUCCACCCCUGAUUGGGGUGACUUUCCGUAAAUGGCACAGCAUACAGUUCAAGAUGGCCCUAACCACCACAAAUGGACCUAUGUAUCGAAUAAGCACAAAUUCUGCAUUUCCAGCUGGCUCAGAGCAUCGUCACCGGGGAUUUCUGUAGAAGGCACAUACAUCAAACUUACCUCACUCUGCAGGGCAGAUUCGAUACUCCCCUUAAAGGGACACUAUAGUCACCAGAACAACUACAGCUUAUUGUUUGUUCUGGUGAGUAGAAUCAUUCUCUUCAGGCUUUUUGCUGUAAACACUCUUUUCAGAGAAAAUGCAGUGUUUCCAUUACAGCCUAGGGAUACCUGCGCUGGCCACUCCUAAGAUGGCUACUAGAGGUGCUUCCUGGGGGCAGUGCUGCGCACUGAGCAGCACUGCCAUUCAGUGUCUCCACCCUCUGCAUGCAGAGAUGCAUUGAUUCAAUUAAUCUGAGGAGAUGCUAAAUGGCCAGGGCUGUCUGACUUGUGCUGGAUCUGCCCUUAAUCUGCCUCCUUGACCAUCUCAGUCAAUCCUAUGAGGAAGCAUUGUAAUUUGCUCAGACCACCACUUCUGAUUAUGUCUGCAGCAUCGCAGGCAGACAGGCAGCUGCAGACUUGAAUACAAGUAGAAGUUUACUAUAUUUAGGAAGGCCAGGGGGCUAGAUGGUGGUUUUAACACUAUAGGGUCAGGAAUACAGGUUUGUGUUCCUGAUCCUAUAGUGUUCCUUUAAGGGAUCUCAUCAAAGACAGGCAACCCUUCGUGAUGGAACAUUUCCAACACAAUCAGGUGCGUCUUUACCAAAUAAAGAACAACAAACCAUACAAAGAUGCAGCCAGUCUCAGUGUAAAGAUGAGUCUCUUAUCGGUACUUAAGUCUCUGUGUAGGACCAACCACUACCCUGUUUUCCUUUGGGGUAGUUCCAUCGGUAUAUACACAGAGCCUUAGAAGUUUCUUCUUCUUUUUUUGUUUUUCUUGACCAAAUAAACAUACAUUCCACAAACCAUUGACUGCAUUUCAAACACUGUUCCAGACUGGCACAGCUAUACUGCAGUGUUUCCACCCUCCGCCAACUGUUGCUGACUGCAUCACAUCCCCCUCUGCCUCAAUAUCAAGCCAGUGAGGGGAAUCCCUGCAAACAGUUUACUGAUCAGUUGUGGUCCAAGAUAACGCUCUUAACGCAUAUUAGCUCCAUGAGCACCUGAUUUCAAGAAAUACAUUUGAAACUGCUGACUCAAUGGUACAGCUUUCCACAAAAGCUACAUCACUUUCUCCCCCAAGAUUCCUGACACUUGCUAAAGAUGUGGAGGAGCAGGAGACUCUCUACACAUAUUCUGGGACUGUUCUCAUAUCACCCUUUUGGAAGAAGGUACGUGAGACCAUGACUACCAUGGCAGAUGAGGGGGUACACCUAGCACCAGCGGACAUGCUGCUGAACUGUACCACACAAAUCUCUUUCCAGACAUCUGCUCACAGCGACUUGUUCCUUAAUUCCAGCACUGUGAAAAUGACCCAAUGCCCAGAUUCGCCAUCCUUCCAGAGAGUUGAGUUGAGAGUUGAGGCAAUCGGGGAGGAGGUGAGGAGAAUGUUGUGAUGCUAACCGGCUGCAUGGAAAGACAAGAGGAGACAGAGAGCUUGGCUAUCCUAUGUGAUUACAGGUGCGUAGGUGGAGGUGCGAUGGGCGUGGGCUGUGAACCCAUUGGAUGGACCUGAAGUAAACCAUAAUUUGUACCUAAAACUCAUGCACCACCACCCCCUUUUUUUUUUUUUCCUCCCCCCACAACCUCUUACAAUCACUCCCAAUUCCUUCCUCACUCUGAUCUUCUCCCUUUCACCCAUCUUACAUAGUUACAUAGCUGAAAAGAGACUUGCAUCCAUCAAGUUCAGCCUUCCUCUCAAAUGUUGUUGCUGUUGAUCCAAAAGAAGGCAAAAAACCUGGUCUGAAGCGCUUCCAAUUUUGCCACAAACUAGGAAAAAAUUCCUUCUUGACCCCCAAAAUGGCAGUCAGAUGUCUCCUUGGAUCAAGCAGCUAUUACCCCACUAAUUAGAAAUGAUAUCCCUGUAUGUUAUGUUUUUGUAAGUAUUUAUCCAAUUUCAGUUUAAACAUCUGUAUGGACUCUGACAAAACCACCUCUUCAGGCAGUGAAUUCCAUAUCCUUAUUGUUCUUACUGUAAAAAAACCUUUUCUUUGCCUUAGAUGAAAUCUCCUUUCUUCCAGCCUAAAUGUGUGACCUUGUGUCCUAUGUAUAGCCCUGUUUAUGAAUAGAUUUCCAGAUAAAGGUUUGUACUGGCCCCGAAUAUAUUUGUAUAAAGUUAUCAUAUCCCCUCUCAGGCGCCGUUUUUCCAAACGAAACAGAUUUAAUUUUUUUUAACCUUUCUUCAUAACUAAAAUGCUCCCUUCCUUUUAUCAAUUUUGUAGCGCGUCUCUGGACCCUCUCCAGUGCCAUGAUAUCCUUCUUUAGAACAGGCGCCCAAAAUUGCACAGCAUAUUCAAGGUGUGGUCUUACCAGCGAUUUAUAAAGAGGCAGAAUUAUAUUUUCAUCCCGAGAAUUCAUGCCCCUAUUCAUACAUGACAAAAUCUUACUGGCCUUAGCAACUGGAGAUUGACAUUGCGUAUUGCUGCCUAAUUUGUCUAUAACAAUUCCCAAAUCCUUCUCGUGUGUGGUUAUCCCUAAUUCACUACAAUUUAGUGUGUAAGUUGCUUGUGCAUUCUUAAACCCCGAAGUGCAUAACUUUGCAUUUCUCUGUUAAAUUUCAUCUGCCAUUUUAGUGCCCAGUCCCCCAAUCUAUCCAAAUCUCUCUGCAGCAAAGCAAUAUCCUGCUCACAUUUUAUUACUUUACAAAGUGUUGUCAUCUGCAAACACUGAUACAUGGCUUUCAAUGCCUAUUUCAAGAUCAUUUAUAAAUGUUAAAUAGAAGUGGUCCCAAAACAGAACCCUGAGGGACACCACUUACCACUUUUGUCCAGCCUGAAAAUUUACCAUUAAUUACAACUCAUUGUACUCUGUCCUUAAGCCAAUGUUCUACCCAAGAACAGGAAUAUUCAUCUAGACCAAUUUCUUUUAGUUUGAAGACUAACCUAUUGUGAGGAACCGUAUCAAAUGCCUUGGCAAAAUCUAAGUAGAUCACAUCCACUACAACACCCUGAUCUAUACUUCUACUUACUUCUUCGUAGAAUGCAAUUAGGUUAGUUUGACAUGAACCGAUAUUUCAUAAAACCAUGCUGAUUAUUGCUAAUAACAAAGUUCUUCCCAAUGAAUUCCUGAAUCUUAUCCCUUAAUAGCCCUUCAAAUAUUUUCCCAGUUACAGAAGUUAAGCUCACAGGUCUAUAAUUUCCAGGCAAGGAUUUUGAACACUUUUAAAAUAUAGGAACAACAUCUGUCUUCCUCCAAUCCUCCGGUACAACACCUGAAACAAAAGAAUCUUGAAAAAUUAAAUACAGAGGUUCACUUAUUUCCCUACUUAGCUCCUUAAGUACUCGUGGGUGAAUACCGUCAGGCCCCAGAGCUUUAUUUACAUUAAUUUUCUUUAAUAGCUGUAGCACCUUGUCUCGAGUUAUCCAAUCGCAAGUUAUUUGCAAGUUUUUUGCAGCAAUCAUUUGCAUAUCUCUUGCCAUAGGAUCCUCAUUAAUAUAUACUGAAGAAAAAUUAUUUAAAAUUUUUUUCCUGGUCUUCAUUAGCUAAUAAACCCAACUCUGUUUCAAGUGUACCUACACUUUCAUUUUUUGUUUUUUUAGAAUUGAUGUACUUGAAAAAAAAUUUGGGGUUGGUUUUGCAUUCUUUUGCCAUCAAUUUCUCAUUUUCUAUUUUAGCCACUUUAAUUGCCUUUUUGCAAGCGUUAUUGGCUUCCUUAUAUCUUAAAUAGGAUGUCUUUGAUUUGUCUGUUUUAAAUGCUUUAAAUGCCCUUUUCUUAUUUUUAAUCUCUUGUUUUACUUCUCUACUAAGCCACAUUGGUUUUAAUUUGUUUUUUAUAUUUAUUACCCAAGGGUACAUACUGAGAAAUGUACCUUUCUAAUAUUUGUUUGAAUAGUUUCUAUUUAUUCUCAGUGUUUUUAUCACUAAGGAGUUUAUGCCAGUCGAUAUGUUGUAGAGCUGCCCUAAUCUUAUUGAAAUUGGCUUUUUUUUAAAUUAUAUGUUUAGUAUACCCCACUUCUUCUGGGCUUGCGUAUUCCCCCCCGCCUCUUUACUGCACAACUUUACCUCUACUACGGCCUCUCCGUGGAGGCGGGAUUUUCCCACGACACAUUUUAUCCGGAGCUCACCCACUUCCAACAAGAUCCAUUGACCUUAAUGUUAUGUCCAUUACAUUUAGAUGGCAGGGAUUACUUGCGUGUCUCGCUUGUUUCCUGCAAAAUGUUAACUUAUGUCAACUACAUGAGGCAUUAUGUAUGCCAUAGAUACAUGCUUACUUGACACGUUUUCUUGUGGGACUUCAUGGUCUUAAUCUGUGAUUGCCUUUACUACUUAACAUUCCUUCUAAUCUGUAAAAUGUUCUGAUAUUAAAUCUUCAUAAAGUGUCAAAAAUAAAUAAAAGGACACUUUUCUACCUGUUAAACAGCAGUAAUCUGUAAUGAUAGUUACUGCCAUUUUAAAGACUACAAACUUUUUUGUACGGUCACUCUGUCUUGGUUCCUUGAAAAGAUCAUUAAAAACUCUUUUCGUUAAAGAGCAUAUCAAUUAAAAUUUCCCUCUUCAUACCUUGGUCACUCAUCCUGCUUCCUCUCCAAAAACUAUACCUUUACUGUUCUAGCAACCUACUUUAUCCCGUACAUGAAAUACAUCCGGCCUUUACUUCUUGUGCCACUUUACCCCACUACCUCUAGAAAGUAGGCUCAUUUGAGCAGGACCCUCAACACAAUGUUCCUGUGCGGCUAGUUUCUCUUGUUACAAAUACAUAUUUUAGUCCACCUGUUGUAUAACACUGUCAUUUGGUGCUUAAAGGGAUCCUAUAGUGCCAGGAAAACAAACCAGUGUUCCUGGCACUAUAGGCUCUUGGAGAGCUCAUCUCCCUUGGCGCUGAAGGGGUUAAAACCCCUUCAGCCACUUACCUUAAUCCAGCACCAGGCUCCCUCACCACUGGUGACCUCUCCUCCCCUGCCGACGCUAGCUCCCGAGUGGAGCCAAAUGCGCAUGCAUGGCCAGAGACGCGCUUAUUCAAACCCGCCCAUAGAAAAUCAUUACACAAUGCUUUCCUAUGGGGAUCUUAUUAGACGCUGAAGAUCUAUGAGGACACCCAGUGUCCGAUAAGUGCGAUUUACUCCUAUGUACAUUGCGGAAGCGCCUCUAGUGGCUGUAAGGGAGACAGCCACUAGAGGCUGGAUUAACCCUGCAGUGUAAACCUAGCAGUUUCUCUGAAACUGCUAGGUUUUCAGCUGCAGGGUUAAAACUAGGGGGACCUGGCACCUAGACCACUUCAUUGAGCUGAAGUGGUCUGGGUGCCUAUAGUGGUCCUUUAAUAAAUGUUCUUAACUUUUCAUGAACUCCUACACGAUUAGUUCUUUUCAUGCAAAUGCUUUGCUUAUACAUGUUUUGACACUUUUUCUCACAGAUUAAUUAGAAUAGUGUUUGGGUAAAAAAACAAUUACUGGUUGAAAAUAAUCUAUAAUCUGUUUUCAUUCUGAUAUAGAAACAUAGAAUGUGACAGCAGAUAAGAACCAUUUGGCCCAUCUAGUCUGCCCAAUUUUCUAAAUACUUUCAUUAGUCCCUGGCCUUAUCUUAUAGUUAGGAUAGCCUUAUGCCUAUCCCACGCAUGCUUAAACUCCUUUACUGUGUUAACCUCUACCACUUCAUCUGGAAAGCUAUUCCAUGCAUCCACUACCCUCUCAGUAAAGUAAUACUUCCAGAUAUUAUUUUUAAACCUUUACCCCUCUAAUUUAAGACUGUCCUCUUGUUGUGGUAGUUUUUCUUCUUUUAAAUAUAGUCUCCUCCUUUACUGUGUUGAUUCCCUUUAUGUAUUUAAAUGUUUCCCCCCUGUAUCAUAUCCCCCCUGUCUCGUCUUUCCUCCAAGCUAUACAUGUUAAGAUCCUUGAACCUUUCCUGGUAAGUUUUAUCCUGCAAUCCAUGAACCAGUUUAGUAGCCCUUCUCUGAACUCUCUCUAAGGCAGUGAUUCCCAACCCAGUCCUCAAGGCACACCUACCAGUCCAGGAUUUAGGGAUUACAUAGUAGUGGCUAAGGUGUUUUUAGAAACCUUAGACACAACUGGGUCACCCCUAAAUCCUGGACUGGUAGGUGUGCCUUGAGGACUGGGUUGGGAAACACUGCUCUAAGGUAUCAAUAUCCUUCUGAAGAUAGUCUCCAGUACGGUGUACAAUACUUCGAGAGGUCUCGCCAGUGUUCUGUACAAAGGCAUAAGCACUUCCCUCUUUCUACUGCUAAUAUCUCUCCCUAUACAACCAAGCAUUCUGCUAGCAUUUCCUGUUGCUCUAUCACAUUGUCUGCCUUCCUUUCAGAAAUAAUCACCCCUAAAUCCCUUUCCUCAGAUGUUGAGGUUAGGACUCUAUCAAAUAUUCUGUACUCUGCCCUUGGGUUUUUACAUCCAAGAUGCAUUAUCUUGCACUUAUCCACAUUAAAUGUCAGUUGCCACAACUCUGACCAUUUUUCUAGUUUUCCUAAAUCAUUUGGCUUAUCACUCCUGGAAUAUCAACCAUGUUACAUAUCUUAGUAUCAUCAGCAAAAGACAUACCUUACCAUCAAGACCUUCUGCAAUAUCACUAAUAAAAAUAUUAAAGAGAAUGGGUCCAAGUACAGAUCCCUGAGGUACCCCACUGGUGACAAGCCCAAGCUUCGAAUAUAUCAUUGACUACAACCCUCUGUCGUCUGUCACUCAGCCACUGCCUUACCCAUUCAACAAUAUUGGAAUCCAAACUUAAAGAUUGCAGUUUAUUUAUAAGCCUUCUAUGUGCAACAGUGUCAAAAUCCUUACCGAAAUCUAGGUAAGCAAUGUCUACUCCACCACCCUGAUCUAUAAUUUUAGUUACCCAAUCAAAAAAUUCAACAAGAUUAGUUUGGCAUGAUCGCACUGAAGUAAACCCAUGUUGUCUCUGAUCUUGAAAUCCAUGUGUUUUUUAGAUGUUCAACAAUCCUAUCCUUUAACAUGGUUUCCAUCACUUUCCCCACUACUGAAGUAAGGCUUACUGGCCUAUAGUUGCCCGACUCCUCCCUAUCACCUUUCUUGUGAAUGGGCACAACAUUCGCUAACUUCCAGUCUUCUGGGACUACUCCUGUUAACAAUGAUUGGUUAAAUAAAUCUGUUAAUGGUUUUGCUAGUACACCACUAAGCUCUUUUAACAGCUUUGGGUGUAUUCCAUCAGGUCUCAUUGAAUUAUUUGUCUUUACUUUUGACAGUUGAAAUAGAACCUCUUCCUCUGUAAACACACGUGUAAUAAAUGACUCCUUUAUCCUUUUUCUUAACUGAGGUCCCUUUCCUUCAUUUUCAUCUGUAAAUACCAAAGCUAGACCUUUAUCCUCUUCUACAUAUCUUCCUUCUUUUGUUUUUAAUCUAACUACUUAAUUACUAAAUGCUAACUUUUUGUUUUUUACUAUUUUGGCCACAUCUGCGGAGUACCACAGUGGUUUCUUGAAUUUUUUGCUUUUACUGACAAGCCUAAUGCAAUUUUAUGUUGCCUUCAGUAGUGCAACUUUUAAAUAAUCCCAUUUCUCUUGGACUCCAUUUAAAUUGCUCCAGUCUGAUAAUGACUCCUUUACAUAUAUUCUAAUUUUAGAAAAGUCUGUUUUUGUAAAGUCUAAAACUUGAUUUUGUGUGGUGUGACUCACCACAGUGUGUUCUUAUAUUAAACCACACUGACUGAUCACUGGAUCCUAAACUUUCACCUACAGUAAUAUCUGAUAUCAAAUAUCCAUUUGUUAACACUAAAUCUAGUAUGGUCUCUUUACGAGUUGGCUCCUCAAUGACUUGUUUUAGAGACAAUCCCAGUAGGGAGUUUAGAAUGUGUGCUCCUGGCACAACCAGCUAUUUUUGUUUUCCAAUUCACAUCUGGAAGAUUAGUCACCCAUGAUGAUAACUUCCCCCUUCAUUGUCAUUUUAGCAAUUUCCUCAACUAGUAGAUUAUCUAACUCUUCAAUUUGUCCUGGGGGCCUAUAAAUUACACCUACACGAGUUACUGUGUGAUUACCAAAUUCUAACGUGACCCAAACGGACUCUGUUUGCCUCACUAACUUUUAUUAGGCUAGAUUUUAUGCUAUCCCUAACAUACAGGGCCACCCCUCCCCCUUUCUUGCCUUCCCUUUCUUUUCUAUAUAAAGAGUACCCUGGUAUUGCUAGUCCCAGUCAUUUCUCAUUAUACCAUGGUUCAGUAACAGCGACUAAAUCUACACUAUCAGUUGCCAUUAUUGCCAUGAGUUCAUGGAUCUUAUUCCCUAAACUGCGAACAUUUGUAGACAUGACUCUAAGCUUAUCUUUUUUUUAACACACUUGCUACAGGCACCUUCUGUCCUUGUUUUGGGGGACAAUUGGAUUGAUGUUUUAUCAUCCUUUUGCCCCCCCUCCUAGUUUAAAUACAUCCUAGCAAAACCUCUGAACUGCUCACUGAGAACAUUUGUUCCCUUUUGAGAAAGAUGCAAACCAUCUUUUUUGUACAGCUUAUCUCCAUUCCAAACAGAGCUACCAUGAGAAAUAAAGCCAAAUCCUUGCUCCCGACACCAUUCACCAAGCCACAAAUUAAAGUCCCUAAUACGCAUCCGCCUGUCGUUCUGAGUGUUAUGCACAGGCAGAACUUCAGAGAAUGACAGUGUGGAAGCAACCUGCCGUAUAUUAUUGGCAAAAACACUAAAAACUUCCUUAACCUCUGAAAACUCAUUGCAAGCCAAGUCAUUUGUUGCAGAGUGUACUUUGUGUAUUAUUGCAUAUUUCUAAUUCUUGUUUUGGAUUUCUCUAGGCAGUAAGCGAAAUCUUGAGCCGUAUUUCCAGCACUCUAAAACAUCUCCUUGUGGAAGUCUCAUCCUGACAAAUGCAGAGAAAUCUGAAAAGAAAAUGUCCUCUCUUCAUGCAGAGCAAGACACAAAUAUGUUAAGAGAACACUAUCUUAACGCUAAACCGUUAAUAUUUUCUGAAUGCAAUAAAUCGUGGGUCAUGGUGGCCCCUAAACCAGCCAACCGCAGCAUGGCAGACCCCCCAAUCAUGACUCUUAGUGAGAGAGUGGAUAAUGCGGAAACACCUACCAGUGAGAGAUACAAAUAUUUCACAUCCCCAAUGUUACCCAGUACAAAGCUGAGGAAGAAACUUACCCCUGUUAAGGAAGUGUUAAGUGAAGUCAAGAUCUCAGAAUGGAGAAACAAAGAUGAGCUAAACGUGACAUAUGUAAUGCCCACAAUUUGUCACACCCUUGAUGGACCGAAUUCAAGACCUGGGGAUGAUUGGUCGUUUAACAGCUUUUUAUCUGCAGAGUGUGAAAACUUGAUAAAACAAGUAAAAAACACAUUUGAAGGUAUAAGAACUGAUCGUGAACUGGAUCAUAAAAUGGAAAAAUCGAGCUUCUUGGAGGGUAGUCUCUUGGACCUAGAUAAAAUGAACUUGAAUCUCCUAGACUUCCAUUUGAUGGAUGAAGGUAACCAGAAUGAUAAACAUAAAGUAUUGUGCUGCCCUGCCACAACAUAUCUAAACAAGUUGCAUAUUAAAAUGAACGAAACCGAGAGCAUCAACCAAGUGGGUGUCGAUGGGAAAUCCUUAAGCACUGAUAGUGCUCUACCUGUAACAGAUAGCUCAGAAAACGAUCGCACUUUCAUAUUGUCAGUUGUACCAAUACAAAAUUGUGGCAAAGCUUUGGAAGAAGGAAUGGGUGACACAUGCAUGCACAAGGUCAAUUCUACAGUCUGUAUGCAGCAUACCAUGUUCACGCAAAGUGCAGUGAAUUCUGCUGACACCACACACAUUUUGUUGUGUGAUGCCAUACCUGAAGGUAAUACAAUGCAAGCUAUUGUAUCAAGUGAUAAAAUGCCAAUGCCAACUCUUGCCAAUAUCACCCAGAAUAUUACAGCAAACACUGAGAUUGAUGUAGCCGGUGUCCCUCAGGAUAUGGCAUCAAUCCCUAAUGAGAUGGAUGUAGCCAAUGUCAUCCAUAACAUUGUAAUGAAGUCUAGUGGGACAGCAGAAGCCAAUGUCACCCAGGAACUUGUGUAUAAAACAAGUGAAACUGCGACUAAUGCCACCCAAGACCUUGUGUCAGAACCUAGUGAGAUGACUGUAACCAAUGCCACCGAGGUCUUUGCACAAAAACCUAAUGGGACAUCUGUGUCAGUCACCCAGGAUAUUGUGUUAGAGCCUACUGAGAUGACUGUAACGGAUGCAACCCAGGCCUAUGUACUAAAAUCUAAUGGGACCUCUGUGUCCAAUGUCAGCCAAGAUACUGCAUCUUGUGGGAUGACUUUAACCACUACUACCCAGGACAUAGUGUUAGAACCUACUGAGAUGACUGUAACCAAGGCACCCCAGAUCUAUAUACUAAAAUCUGACUGGUCGUCUGUGUCCAAUGUCACUCAAGACAAUGUGUCAGCACCUAGUGGGAUGAUUGUAAAUGUCUCCCAAGACCUUAUGUCAGAACCUAGUGGAAUGACUGUAAUCUGUGCCAAUCAGGGCCUUGUGUCAGAAUCUAGUGGCAUGCCCGUAACAAAUGCCACUCAUCUUAUGGUGGAACCCAGUAGGAUGACUGUAGCACAUGCCAACAAGGUAUUUGUGCAAAAACCUAGCGGGACAUCUAUGUCCAAUGUCACCCAGGACAUAGUGUCAAAAGAGGUGACUGUGGUUAAUACCACAAAGGAUAUUGGUGAGAUAACUACAGAUGUACCCAGCUUGGAAAAAGAUGCUGUGGGUAAAAUACCCAAUAUCACUCCGGAUGCGUUAUUGGAUUAUGAGGGAACUUCAAAAUGUACAUUGCAUAAACUACUAAAUAAGACCUUCUCCAUGAACAGACAAGAUAAACAAACAUUACCUUUUAUAGUGCCUGUAGCUAUUGCCACCCCAGACUUUCCAACUCACUGUGAAAUGGCUACAGUAAAUAUUACUAAAGACCUUGCCUCUGAACAUGUAGAAGUGGCUGAACCUGACUCCACACAGGAUGUCGAUGAGGAAAGAUUGGAGCAAGUGGUUAGUCAUCCAGAACAAUUGGAGCAUUACACAAAAAUAUGGGAGACUUCUCAGGAUUUGUCUUUCUCCAGUGGGUCCUUGUCCUUUGUCACAUCUACACCUGUAACAGGGUUGAGCCAUUAUCGUUUCAUCAUAAAAUCUGAACAGCCUAUGCAGUAUGACCCCAACUUCACUUUUACUAACUUGGAGGCACAAACAAAGGAACUGGAGAUGAAAGGACAAUCAAAACUUAAAUUAUUGCAUAGAGGCAGUUUAGUAAAAAGAGGAAUGACAAGAGGCCCUAUGCUGCCCCGCGUGUCCAGAAGUAAUCUUCCAGUAGCAGUGGAAAAGUCAAAACUAAUGGAACCUCCAUGUGCUCCAAAAUUUGGCCAGGGUUCUUUACCACAAGCCACUGAAUGGGCUAAAAAAUUAACAAAAGAGCAUUUGUCUAACAAUGAUCUACCAGGAGGUAGUAACUGUUUUAGGCGAGGCAUGGUUUGCCCUUCACUUAGCAGGAUUACCACUGUAGGCAUUGCCCAGAAAAAAUUAGGAGAGUCAGCAAGACAACUUGUUUAUCACAAGCCAAUAAAUGGUUUGUAUACUCUCAAGACUACAGCUGCAAAGGUAUCUAACAAACGGUUCUUGUCUACUUCAUUCUUUGUCUAUGAUAGUUUUUCCAUCUAGAUCUUAAUGUUAGGCUUGCUCUUUGAUAAGGAGUUAUGUAGUCGUUUGUAUGAGGUGUACAGUAAUGUCUUUUCUUUAUCACAGAUAGGAUCCCAUACUUCAAACUCUCAGUUGCCCAGCAGAACUACC